Coregonus sp. 'balchen' is the source of this 61378-nucleotide messenger RNA. The record is from the annotation of a GenBank genome assembly. NCBI's taxonomy places the organism in Eukaryota, Metazoa, Chordata, Actinopteri, Salmoniformes, Salmonidae.
AUGCUUCCAUGGUUCCAGCUCCAGCACCACACUCCCUCCCUCUGCACCCCAAUACAGAGACACACCGAGGGGCUGAAGUUGAGUCAGGCUGCCUGGGGCUUUGAUGGUCUGUUGGGACAUUAGUAAAGUUUCUUCUGCAUCUGAGCUCACUGACAAACCGAAAAACUGCAGGCGGCAGGUAUAUGGAGAGAUGGAGAGGAAACUAAACGAGAACGAGGCGUGCUAGCCCAGGUAUAAAUGGGUGUUUGAGAGUUUUUACUCUUCGUUAUAUCUUGGCUUCCUUGUUUAGUCACUUUCUCUCACUGCUGGAGAAAGCCAAUACUCUUUUCUCAGUCAAUCCAUCUGUUUAUCAAUACGACUUUAUAAGCACUGUAUCAAGAGGGGUAGUCGAUGAAUUUCUGACUGCCGUAUAUAUCGACUGGUUCCCCGUUAGUAAUGCCAGGCCCCAUGUGGAAGGGGCUGAGGUUAACACCACAAAUCAAGCUAAUUAAUUGCCCCAAUUUAGUCAUUAAGACUGAGUUGGAACUGAAAGCUGACACCUGCGAGGCUGCAGAGAGAUCCAGGGAAUUCACGGUUGCAUUCACUAGGCACCAAACGGAAGAAAACAGACAUGUAACAGGGAGGGACUACCUGAUCUUGUCCAAUAAGAAAGCUUGCUUUUGUUUUCCGUUGCAAAAUGUUUUUCUACGGUGUGCACUAAUGAAUACAACCCAAUAGAGUAAAGUUGCAUUCAAUGUGUUUGGUAUCAUCACAGAAGAUACACAUGUGAGAUGUCAUGCAUAGAAUGUCACUAUUACAGAGGCUGAUAUGCAGACACAGAAUGAAGUGUGUUAGGUGAUGUUAGCUGAUGCUGUCUCUGAGCUCUCUCUCCAGUGAUAACACCUUCUGCUCCAGAUUAGGGAAGAUGUGGGCCCCGUGUAGCUCAGUUGGUAGAGCAUGGCCCUUGCAAUGCCAGGGUUGUGGGUUUGAUUCCCACAGGGGGCCAGUAUGAAAAUAAUAACAAAUAAUAACAAAUAAAUAAUAAUAAGAGCGUCUGCUAAAUGACAAAAAUGUAAAUGUGCCAGGAUGGAAUACGAUGUAUAGGAGGGUGUGUGUGCUGUAGAUUAUUUAAAAGUAUGUGGAUGAUUUGGGCUGCGGAGAAGGGUGUGAUAUAGGGGGUGUGGAGUGUGAGAUAGGGGGAGGGUGGCACCUUGGGCUCUGCCAGUGCUGACUGGAGGUGUGUGGGGGUAUAAGGGGGAUAGAGAGAAAUGGGGAGAGAGGGGUAGCAUAGAGGGUUGAGAGGGCAAAGAGGUGAGUUUGUUGAGCGAGAGAGAGACCUUCACAGCAGAGAGAGAGAGAGACUUUCACAGCAGAGAGAGAGAGAGACCUUCACAGCAGACAGAGAGAGUGUUCUGUUUCGGAGCACAAUCAGUGGUGCCUUAACAGAGAAAUGGGCCGGGCCUAGCCCCUCUGUCUCUAGGUGUUGUUUGCAAUCAGUCCUCCUGGUACUGAUGGUUCGCAGGAAGCUGCCCUCCCUCCCUAUCUGAUGAGAUAGGGCUGAUAAAGAUAAGAAAGAUGGCGCCCUUAACUCUUCUUCUCUUCCUCUCAUCCACGCUCUCUUCCUCCUGUCCUCGAGUGAGGAGGACAAUUAUAGGAUGGAGAAGGUUAUGUUGGCAUGUCAACACACUCUCUAUGAGAUUGAAAUUAGCCUCCCCUCUCUCAUUCGUCACAGGCCUGUACAUCUUCUGUACUAGGACGCUUAACGCCUGAAACCAUCACCACUGUGUUUGCUGGGCACUUAUUUGGAGUGUCACACAAAAAAGGCAUUAGCACUGUAGGGGCAGGUCAGAUUGAUUGUAAACACAAAGAAUGAAGGGCCCUCAUCAUAAUGUGGCCGGCCAUCGCUCUUGUUGUUGGGGACAUGUUGUACCAUUAAUAUUAAUGGGGGUGUCUGCCCUAUCCUGCCUCUGUUGUUAGUAAUUGCAGCCUAUUAAUCAAUUUAUGCCAGCUGAGGACACAGUGGUUCAAAACACUUCCAUCCGGCUGGCUGGGGCCUUGAUACAUGAUACAUUACUGGGAUUAUAGAGCUGCGUUGGUUUCAAUAACACUCUAAUACUCAAAGACUAUGGGUAUGCCAUGACAAUGCAAUGGUAUGCAAUUUAAUUAAUAUUUCAACUAGAUACAGUAAGUCAUUGAGAACGAUAACUUUUUUGGAUGACGGCAUGGCCAAGUGGAAUACAUGAAAAUGUAGGUGUCAUUAAAAAAAGGUAGAACUCUGAACUGCAGGAAAAUAAUCUGUUGAUUGCUUGUUUGUUUCAUGUUUAGAUUCUUACCUUAUCAAGUACCAUGGAGCUAUAUGAGUAUCAAUGUUUUGUGGAGGGUUAUUAUGUUUGCAGCUCGAUACUCUAUCGAUCCCAAAAUAAUUCAAAAAAUACAUUUCCAAAGAUACAGUUUGGUAGCACGGGCUCAUGAAUCCAAAAUUCGCUUAAGGAGUGCAGUGGAAUUUAUCAAGACCCUCUCUAGACACAUUCUCAGGAAUAAAGUAAAGUCUUUGAAAUGUUAUUACAUUUACAGGCAGUCCUUACUGGCAAAUGCUGUAAUUUAGAUACAAUACAGCAACAAUGGAGACUAAAUCAUUCCUUUGCUUUAUAUUCAUUGGCUGUUAAAUCCAGUUUAAUUCUACGCUGUGGUAUUUUACUACAGACUAAUAAGAUCUUUACUGCCGAUCCUCAUUUUUCAUGGUCCUCUGUUAUACAGUCUCAUAUUAAUCCUUGUCUUUAGACUUACAAAGGUGGAAGCGAAGAACUGCAGAGGAAAGGAUGAAGUUAGGGCAUUGAACUAUAACAGCAGUUCAUAAUUGAAAUGAAAUAACCAUUCAACAAUAUUACAUCAUUAUGAUGCCCCGACUCCAUUUUGACAUGAAAUCCUAUGUUAUCUGUAGCAUACAUGGCAUGUAAGGAUGCAUAAUAUUAAUUGCCUGUACAGUGAGGGAAAAAAGUAUUUGAUCCCCUGCUGAUUUUAUACGUUUGCCCACUGACAAAGAAAUGAUCAGUCUAUAAUUUUAAUGGUAGGUUUAUUUGAACAGUGAGAAGGUCCUCUGUAGCUCAGCUGGUAGAGCACGGCGCUUGUAACGCCAAGGUAGUGGGUUCGAUCCCCGGGACCACCCAUACACAAAAAAAAUAUAAUGUAUGCACGCAUGACUGUAAGUCGCUUUGGAUAAAAGCGUCUGCUAAAUGGCAUAUUAUAUUAUUAUUAGAAGUAAACAAAUCCAGAAAAACCCAUGUCAAAAAUGUUAUAAAUUGAUUUGCAUUUUAAUGAGGGAAAUAAGUGUUUGACCCCUCUGCAAAACAUGACUUAGUACUUGGUGGCAAAACCCUUGUUGGCUAUCACAGAGGUCAGACGUUUCUUGUAGUUGGCCACCAGGUUUGCACACAUCUCAGGAGGGAUUUUGUCCCACUCCUCUUUGCAGAUCUUCUCCAAGUCAUUAAGGUUUCGAGGCUGACGUUUAGCAACUCGAACCUUCAGCUCCCUCCACAGAUUUUCUAUGGGAUUAAGGUCUGGAGACUGGCUAGGCCACUCCAGGACCUUAAUCUGCUUCUUCUUGAGCCACUCCUUUGUUGCCUUGGCCGUGUGUUUUGAGUAAUUGUCAUGCUGGAAUACCCAUCCACGACCCAAUUUCAAUGCCCUGGCUGAGAGGAGGUUCUCACCCAAGAUUUGACGGUACAUGGCCCCGUCCAUCGUCCCUUUGAUGCGGUGAAGUUGUCCUGUCCCCUUAGCAGCAAAACACCCCCAAAGCAUAAUGUUUCCACCUCCAUGUUUGACGGUGGGGAUGGUGUUCUUGGGGUCAUAGGCAGAAUUCCUCCUCCUCCAAACACGGUGAGUUGAGUUGAUGCCAAAGAGCUCGAUUUUGGUCUCAUCUGACCACAACACUUUCACCCAGUUCUCCUCUGAAUCAUUCAGAUGUUCAUUGGCAAACUUCAGACGGGCAUGUAUAUGUGCUUUCUUGAGCAGGGGGACCUUGCGGGUGCUGCAGGAUUUCAGUCCUUCAUGGCGUAGUGUGUUACCAAUUGUUUUCUUGGUGACUAUGGUCCCAGCUGCCUUGAGAUCAUUGACAAGAUCCUCCCGUGUAGUUCUGGGCUGAUUCUUCACCGUUCUCAUGAUCAUUGCAACUCCACGAGGUGAGAUCUUGCAUGGAGCCCCAGGCCGAGGGAGAUUGACAGUUAUUUUGUGUUUCUUACAUUUGCGAAUAAUCGCACCAACUGUUGUCACCUUCUCACCAAGCUGCUUGGCGAUGGUCUUGUAGCCCAUUCCAGCCUUGUGUAGGUCUACAAUCUUGUCCCUGACAUCCUUGGAGAGCUCUUUGGUCUUGGCCAUGGUGGAGAGUUUGUAUUCUGAUUGAUUGAUUGCUUCUGUGGACAGGUGUCUUUUAUACAGUUAACAAACUGAGAUUAGGUGCACUCCCUUUAAGAGUGUGCUCCUAAUCUCAGCUCGUUACCUGUAUAAAAGACACCUGGGAGCCAGAAAUCUUUCUGAUUGAGAGGUGGUCAAAUACUUAUUUCCCUCAUUCAAAUGCAAAUCAAUUUAUAACAUUUUUGACAUGUGUUUUUCUGGAUUAUUUUGUUGUUAUUCUGUCUCUCACUGUUCAAAUAAACCUACCUGUCAAAGCGACGUGUAGGCGAAGUCAGGAGCAGGACACUGAGCUACUGGCAGAUACUUUACUGGAUACAGUGCAAAUCCAAAGUACAAAGGUAACCUCACACAGAGAGGAACGAUACAACCCGCACACAUGGGCAACUGCCGAAAAGACCAAAACAAUUACGCACAAUACACAAUGAGAAACAGAGGGUUAUAAAGGGAACACAAUAAAACACAAUGGGAAACAGGUGUAAACAAUAAAGACCAAACAAGACAAACACCGAAACAUAGAUCGGCAGCAGCUAGUACUCCGGGGACGACGAACGCCGAAGCCUGCCCGAGCAAGGAGGAGGAGCAGCCUCGGCUGAAUCCGUGACACUACCAUUAAAAUUAUAGACUGAUCAUGUCUUUGUCAGUGGGCAAACAUACAAAAUCAGCAGGGGAUCAAAUACUUUUUUCCCUCACUGUAUACAGGAUCCAAUUUAUCCCACCAGCACCUACAGUACCUCUCCCUGAGACCACAGCAAGGCUGGCUAGAUGAUCAACAUGCCGGAGAUUGCAUCAGUUUUGUCACUAAUUAUUUCAUGCCAUCGUUUGAACUGUCUGUUGAAAUGCAAUUACCCGGGAGCCUGUGUAGUUUACAAGAUGGGGGUGGUAAAGGAGGGAUGAGGGAGAAAGGAUGGGUAAUACUGUACUGUGAUAUCUGGAGCAUUACUCUGGGAGAGAAAGAGAGCAGGGAAAAAUAGGAUAGAAAUCCCUGUUGAUUCUUUGGCUUUCGUUUGCCACAUUCUAUGGCUCCCUUUGUCAGAAUGAUACUAUGGACAUUGAUGGUGUUAAUGAUACUAAGGAAUUACUAUGAGCAAUCAGACUGUCAAAAAUGGUACGUUGAACAUUCAGAUGGUUGAUAGAGAAAUACCAGUUGCCGAUUCCAUGCCAACAUUUUUGGCAGUUUUUAUAACCCGAAUGCUUUUUAUUCGAUUGCUUUGGUGGCUUAGUGAAUGCUUAUGACAUAUAACCAACCACAGAACCACAGCAGAGGGAGAACUUUAUGAAAAAUACCUUUUGUGAAUCACCAAGUAUUUUGUGUCAUGGUCCUUCUGCAGUUUACAUUACCCAUACCUAUCAUCCUUUCCCACACUAAUUUAAAGCUGCAAUACGUACCUUUUGGGGCGACCCGACCAAAUUCACAUAGUCCUCAGAGCAUGCGCAGACCAGCUGGCUGGUGUGUUUACGGACAUAUUCAAUAUCUCACUUUCCCAGUCUGCUGUUCCCACAUGCUUCAAGAUGGCCACCAUUGUUCCUGUACCCAAGAAAGCAAAGGUAACUGAACUAAAUGACUAUCGCCCCGUAGCACUCACAUCUGUCAUUAUGAAGUGCUUUGAGAGACUAGUCAAGGAUCAUAUCACCUCUACCUUACCUGCCACCCUAGACCCACUUCAAUUUGCUUACCGCCCCAAUAGAUCCACAGACGAUGCAAUCGCCAUCACACUGCACACUGCCCUAUCCCAUCUCGACAAGAGGAAUACCUAUGUAAGAAUGCUGUUCAUUGACUAUAGCUCAGCAUUCAACACCAUAGUACCCUCCAAACUCAUCAUUAAGCUCGAGGCCCUGGGUCUGAACCCCGCCCUGUGCAACUGGGUCCUGGACUUCCUGACGGGCCGCCCCCAGGUGGUGAAGGUCUGAAACAACAUCUCCACUUCGCUGAUCCUCAACACUGGGGCCCCACAAGGGUGCGUGCUCAGCCCCUUCCUGUAUUCCCUGUUCACCCAUGACUGCGUGGCCAAGCACACCUCCAACUCAAUCAUCAAGUUUGCAGACGACACAGCAGUAGUAGGCUUGAUUACCAACAAUGACGAGACCGCCUACAGGGAGGAGGUGAGGGCUCUGGGAGUGUGGUGCCAGGAAAAUAACCUCUCACUCAACAUCAACAAAACAAAGGAGAUGAUCGUGGACUUCAGGAAACAGUAGAGGGUGCACCCCCCUACCCACAUCGACGGGACCGCAGUGGAGAAGGUGGAAAGCUUCAAGUUCCUUGGCGUACACAUCACUGACAAACUGAAAUGGUCCACCCACGCAGACAGUUUGGUGAAGAGGGCGCAACAGAGCCUCUUCAACCUCAGGAGGCUGAAGAAAUUUGGCUUGGCACCUAAAAUCCUCGCAAACUUUUACAGAUGCACAAUUGAGAGCAUCCUGUCGGGCUGUAUCACCGCCUCCAAGACACCUACAGCACCCGAUGUCACAGGAAGGCCAAAAAGAUCAUCAAGGACAUCAACCACCGAGCCACUGUCUGUUCACCCCGCUAUCAUCCAGAAGGCAAGGUCAAUACAGGUGCAUCAAAGCUGGGACGGAGAGAAUGAAAAACAGCUUCUAUCUCAAGGCCAUCACUGUUAAAUAGCCAUCACUAGCACAUUAGAGGCUGCUGCUGCCUAUUGAAAUCACUGGCCACUUUAAGAAAUGGAACACUAGUCCCUUUAAUAAUGUUUACAUAUCUUGCACUACUCAUCUCAUACGUAUAUACUGUAUUCUAUUCUAUAAUAUUGUACUGUAUCUUAGUCCAUGCCGCUCUGUCAUUGCUUGUCCAUAUAUGCAAAAACCUCUGAAGCUGGAGACACUUAUCUCCCUAACUAACUUUAAGCAUCAGUUGUCAGAGCAGCUUACCGAUCACUGCACCUGUACACAGCCCAUCUGUAAUUAGACCACCCAACUACCUCAUCCCCAUAUUGUUAUUUACAUUGUUAUUUAUUUUGCUCAUUUGCACCCCAGUAUCUCUAUUUGCACAUCAUCUUCUGCACAUCUAUCACUCCAGUGUUAAUACUAAAUUGUCAUUAUUUUGCACUAUGGCCUAUUUAUUGCCUUACCUCCAUAACGUACUACAUUUGCACACACUGUAUAUAGAUUUUCUAUUGUGUUAUUGACUGUACAUUUUGUUUUUGUUUAUUCCAUAUGUAACUCUGUGUUGUUGUUGUUUUUAAUCGCACUGCUUUGCUUUAUCUUGGCCAGGUCGCAGUUGUAAAUGAGAACUUGUUCUCAACUGGCUUACCUGGUUAAAUAAAGGUGAAAUAAAAAUAAAAAUGUAUAUAUUCUUAAAUUCCAUUCCUUAAUUAGAUUUGUGUGUAUUGGGUAUAUGUUGUGAAAUUGUUAGAUAUUACUUGUUAGAUAUCACUGCACUGUCGGAGCUAGAAGCACAAGUAUUUUGCUACACCCGCAAUAACAUCUGCUAAACACAUGUAUGUGACAAAUACCAUUUGAUUUGAUUUGAUUUUAAAAGGCACGAUUCAGCUGUAGCUUUCUCUGUGAAAUGAGUUUUCUGACCUCAACAUUUGAAGGCUGGGAGAUGUCCCUCUCUGCCUGGCAGCUAGGGCCACAGAUAAAUAAGUAAAUUAACUUUGACCUAAAGGAGAAGCCAUCCAUUCUGAUUUUCCAAACGAGUCUGUGCCUCUGAAUCAAUAUGGCCGGGGGAACCCAUUCUGUCUCUAUUUCAGACAACAGAGAGACCAUCACCGAGCCAAAACAUUUACAUUGCACUCCCAUUGCCACAGUGUUUCUCUUUCUUUUUCUCUAGUCUCUUUUUCUCUCUCUUUUUUCUUUUUCUCUCUUUCUGUAACUCAUCCUCCCUCACCUCUCUUAAUCUCCCCCCUCCCGCUCUCUCCUCUCCCACUCUCUUUCAUUAUCUGUCUCUCACACAUUUCUUUCCCCCUCUAUUCCUUUCACUCCCUCCACUAUCUCCUUCCUUCUCUCCUCUGACACCUCCCAAACAACACUCCUCUACCUCUGUCACCUCUCUCCUUCUAACAGGAUCCAGAAACAUCUGUAGGCUUUCAUGACUCAUUAGCUGCUCUAAGUGUGAUUAUUUAAUAAGCAGAUGCACUUUAAAACAACCACCCAGGCUGAGCUCACACAGGCUUUUCUUAGUUUUUCUCAGUACUGUACCUCAGGUGAAAGUUUGACUUCCUGUGUUUGUGUGUCUCUCUCUCUCUUCUUCCAACUCUCCCUCUCACUCACUCACACACACUCACUCUCUUUCACACACACACACACACACCACACACACACACACACACACACACACACACUUUCUUACACUACAUUUCUAACUUUCACACUCUUUUCAACUUAUUUUUACUCAGCAUAUAUCUUUGAUCCUCCUUCUCCCUCUCUUUCUUUACCACUCUCCCUCUUUCUCUUCUCUGUCUAUCUGUCACAUUUCUCUUCCAGAGCUCAUCUCAACUAUUGUGAGCGUGUCUCUGUUUGAUGUGUCAUUUCGCUCACGUCUGACAGGAAGACUGGAAGUCUCACCCCUUCUGCCAUAUCCUCUACAUUCUCUCCUCUCUCCUUCACUGUUUCAUUCCCACAAUCCCUUCUUUAUGGAUCCGCCUUUGUUAGGAUUAUCGCUCUCUCUCUCCGAUCUAUCCUUCCAUUCAUACCUCUCCAAAUUGAUUUCCUACUGCUCUUAGUUCCCCAACACCAUCACUUUGGACCUUAUUGUCCUUAUUUCCCAGUCAAUGGAGAAUGAGUUCAACUCAGAUGAGAACAAUAAUAUUUCACUGAUGAAUUAAUUAGAACACAUACAUUAACUUGGAUUGACAUUUAGUUGUACGUAACUGAGUAAUUGAUUGAAAUAUCUGCCAAAACCUUCACAUUGGCUUUGAGUUGAUGGGACAUUGUAUUCAUUAAAUCAUUAGAGACUAUGUGCACCUGCUCCAUGCAGACUGUUUAGCAGUUGUCAGUCAAGCUCUUAUGUGCUGCUGAGGACAGCACACGUGGUCCUUAUCUGACUGGAUCAUUAUUGUGUUUGUCUGACUGUCAGGGGGCCUCAGCAGCUAGUCCAGGCGGCCUACCCAUCUGGCUCUCUCUGUCUGUCUACGUCCCUCUGGCUCUGAUGGGCUUUGGGUGUGUGUGCACUGAGAGGGUGUGUGUUUGUGUGUGUGUUUGUUUGUGUGAGCGUGUGUGUGUGUGGUGGGGACACAGGGCUCCUCAAUGUGUCUCAGGUGCUGUGAUUGUGAUGAGAUGCAGACACCCAGGUCCCCAUAACAGUGGGCAGAUUUCCCCAAUGCCUGCCCGGUUUGGUGUGUGUGUGUGUGUUUAGUUGGGGACGCAGCGAUAGCUGCAGAGGCAGCAUAUGCUUCACAGUGUGCGGAGUGACUGAUGGUUUAAUGAGCUUUAUUUUCACAAAGUGAUUGGAUGAAAUGGCGUGUCUGCAUGCGUCUGUGUGAAGCCCGGAACGUCCAGCUAAGCUCUAUUGAAAACCCCUAACCCCCUACCCACUUACUUUCCAUUGUCCCACGCAUCCAUUUGUCACCAUUCUUGCAUCAUCUCAGACGGUAUUGUAAUUUAUGGCAUGAUUAAAACAAAAGCUGCCUUCAGCUGUGGAGACAAGGUAAAAAAAAAAGUAGUGGGAGAGUUAAGCCUCAUUAAAACACUGCUACUGGCACAAACCAACAGCACACACACACACACACACAGAUACACACCCACCCACCCACACACCACAGCACCGUGAUGGACUAGGAGAGGCGCUUCCACACACUCUCUCCAAGCGUCUCCCCACAAUCUCUCUCCUGCUUGUGUGUGUGUGCGCGUGUGUGUGUUCACUCAGGGAAUGGAUUAGAGAGCUUCCUAAACAGCAGACAGACAGCUCCUAUCGUUAGUUAAUUAACCUCCCUUUCACAGUGUAGGGAGUGCUGAGCAGGGCUGAGGGAUGGUGUACUGGAGCUAAUUGUUCAUUGCUGUACCUAAUAACUCACAGAUAUCAAAGUUAUCUGGUUUACACAGGGGAGACAUGGGUUGUGUUACUGACUGAGGAAGCUUGGGUGAUGAUAUAUUAUCCAUUCUGUAUGUGUGGCAACCAGACCUCAGUUGAAAUACUAUUUAGGGUAUUUUAAUAACUUUCAAAGUCAUUUGGAAGUAAGUAUUUUGAUAUUUUAUAUUUGAAAACAAAAGUAGUUGAACAUUGGACUGUAUUUGGAAAUACACUUGGAAAGUAUUGGCAUGUAUUUGAAAAUACUCAAAUACACAGUAUUUAUAAAAAUACUUACAUACUCCCAUGCAUUUGAACCAGGUCUGUUUGGUAUUAGAAUUUUUUUAUGUGGAAAUACGUUUUAGAAAAUACUUUCAAAUAGUGUGCUAUUUAUAGUAAAAUACUCAAAUACACAGAAAAUAAGUAUUUAAAUAAAAAAAACAGGUCUGGUGGGUUGGUGUCAUCAAUUGACUGUGACUCUCUUAUUACUGAUUUGAGUGUGUGUGUGUGAUGGGGGUGUGUGUCUUAGGGUGGGUGUGGUGGGGGGUGUCUUAGGGUGGGGGUUACACCAUAAUCAAAAUCUUAAAAGUCCCCCCAAUCUUCAUUUGGGAAAUUGGGAACACAGUAUAAUCCUCUGAUGUUUAUAUGUAUGAGUUUUUCUCAGCAGCUUAUUAGAGUGCAUGUUACUGGAGCGUGAUUCAGUGGCCUGUAGCCCGUAGUAACUUUGAUUAACUGAGUCUUAACAGCCUGCAGUCAGAAGCCACUGGAAUUAUCCCGUCUGCCUGCCUGCGCCCCUAUCAGAGAGAGAGAGAGAGAGAGAGAGAGAGAGGAGAGAGAGGAGAGAGAGAGAGAAUAGAUAGCUCGAAGAGAGAGACGAGGAUUCUCUGCCUCUAUCUGUAUACUCGCAGAUCUCCGUUCUGCUCAUCGUCUAGCAUUCUCUCGUCCUCUCUCUCGCCUCCUCUCUACUCUCCUCUCGAUCUAAAGUCUCUCGCCAUCCCUCCUUCUCUCCGAGUGUACUGAUGGGCUAAGGAGUGCGUCAUACUGGCUAAGCCUGUGAGCUGCGUAGGUGCUCCUCACCUCCUUUAACUAUGCCCUGGUCUCUGCCGGUGGUUGCGGUGCGCUGCAUCUAGCCGUGUGUUGUGGUGGGGGAUAUUUCCCUAAAUAAGGUCCAGGGUCCUGGGCCCACUGUUAAACCCAUGGGUAACACACUGGGGGUGACACUGUCUGUGAUAGCUCCCUGCAGGUGUGCACACCUCAGGGAGUUUGGGGAGGGUUUAGGCUCAGUCACUGUCAGAGGGAUGGGGUUUUAUCCCUGCUCUUUGGAGGAAUGGGGUUUCCGUGACUGCCAUUGCUGCAAAGGAUGGGGGUUGGAGAGGGAGGAUGUGUGUGUGUGUAUUAUUGCUUGCUUGUGUGUGUAUGGUCGCUGCGCCAGCCAUGCCAUUGCUACAGAGGCUCCUUGGGCUCAGCAUGCCAUAGCUAACCACUGCUCCUCCUCCUCCUCCUCGUCCUCCUCCUCCAAGAUUGGCAAGUAUUGAGCUAACACCAAGGUUACAGUGAUGGGUUGGUUAGGUAAGGCAACAGCAGACAGAACAGGACACACAUUUAUUUAAAUCUUACAUUUUAGUAAUUUAGCAGAUGCUCUUAUCCGGAGCGACUUACAGGAGCAAUUAGGGUUAAGUGCCUUGCUCAAGGGCACAUCGACAGAUUUUUCACCUAGUCGGCUUAGGAUUUGUACCAGCGACCUUUCGGUUACUAGCCCAAUGCUCUUAACCGCUAGGCUUUCCCUAAAGAAGCCCUUGCAGUCACAGCCUGCUUGUGUCCGACGCUGCGCUGAAAAAUGUUCAAUGGACUUUCCUUUCAGCCCAAAUUUACAUUCCUCUUGUAGACAGCAGGCAAGGAGACCUUGAUGUGCUCAAGAACAAGUUAAACAUUUGCCUCAGUGUAAAGUGGCUUUACGGCCACUGAGCAUUGAUCACUCUCUCCCCUCUUUCUCUCUCCCCCUCUCUCUCUUUUUCUCUCCUCUCUCUCUCUCUGUCUUUCCCUCGUUUAAAAUCAGGACCACAUCACACCUGUCGGAUGCCAUAUUGGAGCAAUAUGUUAUUUUCUUCUUAAAGAGGAGAGAUAUUCCACCUCCAGCCAAGCCCUGACUGCCAGCCAGGCUCAUUUCAUUGGUAGGAUGCUCAUCUGAAUAGGAGAGAGGGGCAGAGGGAGACACUGUUUCUUUGAGGUGGAAGUAAUAUGCUUUCACACAGUCCUGGGCAGGCUCGGCUCUGCAUGGAGAAAUCCUCUCCACUACUUUCCCUCCCGUCUCUUUCACGGCCCAGCGCUUGGCCACGAUGCGAGAAUACAUCCAACCUUUUGUGUUGUCGGUAGCAUCAUCAGGAGAGUGGAAAAAGAUACAAUAAAUACACACUCGUAUGAGGGGGAAAUAGACAAACUCUGCAUUCCCCGCUGCCCUGGUCACAUCCAGGCACAUUAGAUGCAAUCAGGGGAGAGAGGGAGGGAGGGGGGGAGAGGGAGAGAGGGGGAGAGAGGGAGGGAGGGGGGGAGAGAGGGGGAGGGAGGAGUGUGUGUGUGAGAGAGAGAGAGAAAGAGAUGGCCGUGAGGAGCACUCCAGUGUAAUUGCCAGGGCCUUUCAGCAGUUUAGUGUUAAUGUGGCACACAGCCUCCUCCUCCCUCCAUCCCUCCAUCCCUCCAUCCCUCCAUCCCUCCAUCCCUUCGUCCCAUGAAUGGCCCAUCUCCUGCUUAAUCGCAUCUUUUCAUGUCAGCAUAAAAAAACCCUAACUCAUAGGCAACAAGGGCACACUACUGCAUGUACACUGAGAAACACUCAUGCAAACACUCACAGGGACAAAAAGGCUCACACACAAAACAUGCGCACACACACCCAUACAUAAAACACACUCACACACAAAGAACACACGCAUGCACAUGCAUUCACACACACACGCCCACAUUCACAUUUCCAUACAGAAGGUUGGCAUUGACUUCAUUAUCAUUCAGCGCUGUUGAAAUGCAAAUAAUCCUCCUUUUAUAACCUGAGCCUUCAGCCUCGAUCAUGAUGGGAUGGAAAUGACUGUGUGUGCGUGCGCUUUAAUUUAUGCAUGUGUGUUUUUGUAUACCCGUGUGUGUGUGAGAGAGCAUAUGGUAGGCUGCGAUGAUGAUGCAGAGCCAGACUGGUGGAGAGGGACCCACAGGCCAGCUAUGGGCUCUCCUAUAGUUCACAUACAGUCCAGGCGACACGUUGGGGAAAUGGAUGGCUGCUUAAGAUUCCAGUUGCACUCAUCCGCUCCGGCUUGCCAUUGGCGUGGAUGCUAGCUAGCUAGAGUCAGAGUGCUCAACCAAAUGGCAUGCCAAUGGGCCAUCUGAAUGUACUGCACCACAGACAGACAUUGUGUUUGUUGUGGCCCAGAAAACGCAUGCUCUCCUUUCUUCCCAUUGGAGAGCUGUUGUGUUCUCUCCUCAUUCAGGUUUUAUUAGUUAGCUUUUAGCGCUGCGGUCUCAGCGUUGUUUUCAUCUGGAUGCUUUUAUCAUUAUGCAUCAGAACAAAAACUCACGAAGGGAAAACACAACCAACUGAGAGGGAGAAGCAGCUCAUAAAAGGCCAACUUUAUCCUGCAAAUGUAGUAUAAUAAAGAUAACAUUUACUAUACAAUAUGAAAGUUCAGCAAUAUGGUUCCUGCAAAUGUAUUUUGUCACCUAAUUUCUAAUUUGUCACCUACAUAGCUGUUGAUGGGUCUGAGUCCCAAAUGGAAAUGGCAUUGUGUGUGUGUGUCUGUGCGUGCGUGCAUGUGUUGGUGUGUGUGUGAGUGGGUGCCUGCGUCCGUGCAUCCAUGUGUGUGUUUGUGUGUGUGUGUCUGUGUAUGUGUGUGUUGUGACUGACUGACUGACUGACUGACUGCGGCAGGGACAAUGACAGUGUGAGCUGAUGGAGUGAUAGGGGGAGUGAGUGAUUAAUGAGCCUGGUUCAUAAUGCACGAUGGCAUGGAAGAAAGGAGGGAGGGAGCACACAGAGAGGGAGACUCCAUGGAGGGAUAGCAAGGAGGUAGGAAGGGAAUAAAUAGGGUAGACAGAAAGAAUGAUAGAGAACUUGUGGGAAACAGGAAGAAAGUUGACAGAAAGGGAUAGAAAGAGGCUCCGUAGAGGGACAGCAUGAGCUCCUGCCUGGUGGUAAUAGCAUAUGGAAGCCUCCUUCUCUCCCUCCUUUCCUCCGCCAUCUGGGUGGGGCAACAUGGAGGGAACAGUCAGGCUGAGCAGAGCUUCCAACCAGCUGGGAUGAAGCAGUGGAGACUGUGUGGAGAUCUAGUGAGGCUCCCAGUGACUUCUCUGAGUCUUCCCAGUAUAGGACACUGUUUCAGUGCGUGGUACAGGACAAUACAUACCUGUUCUGGUCUCAUAUAUCUCUGUUAGUAGCAACGCUAACACUGUAAUUACUGUAUGUCUAAUCUGAAAUGGGUUCUGAUUGUGAAAGGCACUGAGAGUAGGUAGGUAGCCUAGCGAAAGGUAGCGGCAGCAGCAGGUAGCCUAGCAGUUAAGAGUGUUGGGCCAGUAACCGAAAGGUCGCUGGUUCGAAUCCCUGAGCUGACCAGGUGAAAAAUCUGUCGAUGUGCCCUAGAGCAAGGCACUUAACCCUAAUUGCUCCUGUAAGUUGCUCUGUAUAAGAGCAUCUGCUAAAUGACUAAAAUGUACAGAUGUAAACGUAUGGCACUGUAUGUAUACUUUCUGCUUAUGUGUGGCUGUGUGUACAGGUUUCUGUAUGGGUGUGCGCGCGUGUGUGUUGUGACUGGCCUAGAAAUGUAUGCAGAUGUGUAUACAGCAGCAGGUUCAUGUUGGCGUUGCAGUGAUGUCCAGUCCUGUGAGCCAGCGGAGCAGAGAGAGUUGGUAUUUGAAAGGACACUCACAGCUUGGCGGCUGUCCCCUGCUCACAGAGGCAAGGAGGGCUGGCCCUGGGCAUAAGCAACAUAAAAAAAUUAGAAACUAAUUCGGGGUCUCAAGUUACUGUUGAGAGUUUGAAUAGUAGAAUACACAAGAUGCAAUUUCUAAAUUUGGUUGUGUAUCAGCAGUAUUUCUCUUGUUAUGUCAGUCACUGACAGUCACUCAAUAAGCCAUGUCAUUAUAAAAAUAAAAAUAAAAGGUAAACUAGUCUAGCCAGCUAUCUAAACUUGUAGUAAUCAUAGCCGAAUACCGAACGGGCAUUCAGGACACGUGCCCAGGGGCCCUGACCUCCAGGGGCCCCCAUUUAUUUUGUUAGUCACUCUCACUCAGAUAUCAUAUUAACAUGGCAUAAGUCAUGUCAAAAUGUGUAGAAUUGCAGGAGAUUAACUUUAUUUUUAUUUUUAUUAUCAGGCGCCAUGAAGAGGGGGGCCACUGAAAUGAUUUUACCAUGAGGUGGGGGACCCCCCCAACCAAAUCUGGCUUAGGGCCCCCAAAAUGCUUUCUUUGUAUUGAUGAUGUGGCAAGGUCAGAGCCGACAUAGCGUUGUGACUUAGCCCUAGAGAACACACAUGAAUAGAAGGCUUUCUUUGUAUUGAUGAUGUGGAGAGAGGGCUACGGAGCUCUGAGGAGCCUGUAUUGAUCUGGGAUUGAACUGAAGUGGGUCUGUGUGUCAUGUGGAGCCUUUGGAGAUACAAAUAGUCUAGAAAAGGGAAUAUUAUAUUUUUGAUGCUUCGUUAGCAAGGAAAUCACUUGGCAUUCUUCCCGCACCCCUAGCAUGGUACUAAGGAGCCUUUGGUGUCUUAUUUUUUUCUAACCAGGAAAUACUCUAGGCCCUGGUCAGGUCACGUGAUCGGGAAAAACUCCUGCCCCUAGCAUAAUAUCACAUCAUCAUUUGGGCAGCGUUCAAGCAUUGAUCUGUUGUUGCUGUAAUAUUUACGAGGGAUAACACAUACCUAAAUGGUCCCAUCUAUAUUCCUUCUCAUAGAGAAUAGCCUGGCUGGGCUGUCUGUGUUUGUCCUUGAUUGCCUUUGAAACAGUCUGAGCGAAUAGCGUGGCUGUAAUGGACACCAGCUAUCUGUAUCCCAUCUCUGGUACCCUUUGCCUCGGAUUUCGCACCUUGGCCGCCGCGCCGGGCUGGACGCCGGAUCUCCAUAGCUGCCACAUCCAUUAUUUAUACACAGGGUUUUUCUGUCCUCCCUCCAGGGACUGGCAUCUCAGUAGAAUUUAGUUCACAAUCAACACACACUAGAUCCUACUAUCUGGACUGGACUGGGCUGGUGUUAACACUUUGUCAUAGCAACAGACGGGUCAGUUUAGUUGAGCCAGGCAAAGACAUACUGUACCUGGAUGCAAAGCUGGCCCUUUGUUGUCUAUCCUGAGUGGCCCUGGUUCGAAUCCAGGCUCUGUCGCAGCCGGCCGCGACCGGGAGACUCAUGGGCGGCGCACAAUUGGCCCAGCGUCGUCCAGGGUAGGGGAGGGAAUGGCCGGCAGGGAUGUAGCUCAGUUGAUAGAGCCUGGCGUUUGCAACGGCAGGGUUGUGGGUUCGAUUCCCACGGGGGGCCAGUAUAAAAAAAAUAUGUAUUCACUAACUGUAAGUCGCUCUGGAUAAGAGCGUCUGCUAAAAUGUAAAAUGUUAUCUCUUUAUGCUGUAUAAUGUGGAGAAAUUAUGUAAUUGUGGUUGCUUGUGCUCUAACAAUGUUGCCCCUGGGGGGAUUAAUAAAGUUGAAUUGAAUUGAAUUGAAGGCAUAUUUUACACUGGGUUUUCUCUAUUUGCUUUCAUGAUUCUUCUAUCAAAAUUGAGAUUAGGACGUCACUUUUCUUCAUUAAGAAAUGUGACCGGUUACAGGAUCUGAGGCGUUUGAUGCUGGUUCCUACUUCACGGUAGGGCCAUUUGCGUGAGGCUGUUUUUCACCUUCCCAACGACACAGAAAAGGUGCAUUUUCCAAUAAAUGUAUAUAAACACUAGGCUCUCUCUCACAUACCAGCUGCCUCCACCCUCACUAGAUCUAAGAAUUCCUGCAACUUUGAUUUUGUGUGUGUGAAAAUGUCAAACAUGCCAUGUGUAACAAUUGCCAUGGAAACAUAGGCUUCAAUCAUGUUGUAUUUGCUUGCUGUGUUGUGCUGCUCAGCUGUUUUGAUGUAGAACACUGCAAACAUAUUUUAUUUUGGUAUAGGAAUCAGAGGAAGCUGAUGGGUUGCCAAAUAAUAAAACAUCAUUCAAUGCAAAUAUCUUAUCCACCUGAUUGUCAAUCAGACUGUAUUGUAGACCUACGGACUGGGCUGUUCUAGGCAGAAAUCAGUCUUUGAUUAUAGGGAGAUUGUAAAGUCGGCUACAUUAUCAGUGCCCUGCCCUGAUGUAGGGCCAGCAGGUGAUUUCAAACCACAGAAAUUAUUCCUGUCUGAUUUGUCACUAGAAGGGCCUGUCUGGGAUGGGAUUCUAAUGGCUAUGCCUCCUGUCCACCUCUCACCUGUCUCCUCCUGUCUCCUCUCUAGCUGGAACGUUAAUGGAAGGAGAUAGAGAGUGUACAUGCAAACAUAUCGGCAACUUGAGUGAUUAUAAUUCUGUCGAUGUCUCUCUCUCUCUCUCUCUCUCUCUCUCUCUCUCUCUCUCUCUCUCUCUCUCUCUCUCUCUCUCUCAAUUCAGUUUCAAUUUAAGGGAUUUAUUGGCAUGAGAAACGUAUGUUAACAUUACCAAAGCAAGUGAAGUAGAUAGUAAACAAAAGUGAAAUAAAUAUUAACAGUAAACAUUACACUCAGAAGUUCCAAAAGAAAAAGACAUUUAAAAUGUCAUAUUAUGUAUAUAUACAGUGUUGUAACAAUGUGCAAAUUGUUAAAGUACAAAUGGGAAAAUAAAUAGACAUAAAUAUGGGUUGUAUUUACAAUGGUGUUUGUUCUUCACUGGUUGCCCUUUUCUUGUGGCAACAGAUCACAAAUAUUUCUGCUGUGAUGGCACACUGUGGUUUUUCACCCAGUAGAAAAGGGAGUUUAUCAAAAUUGGGUUUGUUUUCGAAUUCUUUGUGGCUCUCUGUAAUCUGAGGGAAAUAUGCGUCUCUAAUAUGGUCAUACAUUUGGCAGGAGGUUAGGAAGUGCAGCUCAGUUUCCACCUCAUUUUGUGGGCAGUGUGCACAUAGCCUGUCUUCUCUUGAGAGCCAGACCUCACAACCAUAUAGGGCAAUGGGUUCUAUAACUGAUUCAAGAAUUUUUAGCCAGAUCCUAAUUGGUAUGUCAAAUGUUAUGUUCCUUUUGAUGGCAUAGAAGGCCCUUCUUGCCUUGUCUCUCAGGUCAUUCACAGCUUUGUGGAAGUUACCUGUGGCACUGAUGUUUAGGCCGAGGUAUGUAUAGUUUUUUGUAUGUUCUAGGGCAAUGGUGUCUAGAUGGAAUUUGUAUUUGUGGUCUUGGCAACUGGACCUUUUUUGGAACACCAUUAUUUUUGUCUUACUGAGAUUUACUGUCAGGGCCCAGGUCUGACAGAAUCUGUGCAGAAGAUCUAAGUGCUGCUGUAGGCCCUCCUUGGUUGGUGACAGAAGCACCAGAUCAUCAGCAAACAGUAGACAUUUGACUUCAGAUUCUAGUAGGGUGAGGCUGGGUGCUACAGACUGUUCUAGUGCCCUCGCCAAUUCGUUGAUAUAUAUGUUGAAGAGGGUGAGGCUUAAACUGCAUCCCUGUCUCACCCCAUGGCUCUGUGGAAAGAAAUGUGUGUGUUUUUUGCCAAUUUUAACUGCACACUUGUUGUUUGUGUACAUGGAUUUUAUAAUGUCGUAUGUUUUUCCCCCAACCCCACUUUCCAUCAAUUUGUAUAGAAGACCCUCAUGCCAAAUUGAGUCAAAAGCAUUUUUGAAAUCAACAAAGCAUGAGAAGAUUUAGCCUUUGUUUUGGUUUGUUUGUUUGUCAAUUAGGGUGUGCAGGGUGAAUAUGUGGUCUGUCAUACAGUAAUUAGGUAAAAAGCCAAUUUGACAUUUUCUCAGUACAUUGUUUUCACUGAGGAAAUGAACUAGUAUGCUGUUAAUGAUAAUGCAGAGGAUUUUCCCAAGGUUGCUGUUGACGCAUAUCCCACGGUACUUAUUGGGGUCAAAUUUGUCUCCACUUUUGUGGAUUGGGGUGAUCAGUCCUUGGUUCCAAAUAUUGGGGAAGAUGCCAGAGCUAAGGAUGAUGUUAAAGAGUUUAAGUAUAGCUAAUUGGAAUUUGUGGUCUGUAUAUUUUAUCAUAUCAUUGAGGAUACCAUCAACACCACAGGCCUUUUUGGGUUGGAGGGUUUGUAUUUUGUCCUGUAGUUCAUUCAAUGUAAUUGGAGAAUCCAGUGGGUUCUGGUAGUCUUUAAGUUGAUUCUAAGAUUUGCAUUUGAUCAUGUAUAUUGUUUUGCUGUUUGUUCUUUGUUAUAGGGCCAAAAGAUUGGAGAAGUGGUUUACCCAUACAUCUCCGUUUUGGAUAGAUAGCUCUUCGUGUUGUUGUUUGUUAAUUGUUUUCCAAUUUCCCUAGUAGUUAGAGUCUAUGGAUUCUUCAAUUACAUUGAGCUGAUUUCUGACAUGCUGUUCCUUCUUUUUCCGUAGUGUAUUUCUGUAUUGUUUUAGUGAUUCACCAUAGUGAAGGCGUAGGCUCAGGUUUUCUGGGUCUCUAAGUUUUUGGUUGGAUAGGUUUCUCAAUUUCUUUCUUAGGUUUUUGCAUUCUUCAACAAACCAUUUGUCACUGUUGUUACUUUUCUUCGGUUUUCUGUUAGAGAUUUUUAGAUUUGAUAGGGAAGCUGAGAGGUCAAAUAAACUGUUUAGGUUUUCUACUGCCAAGUUUACACCUUCACUAUUACAGUGGAACGUUUUGUCCAGGAAGUUGUCUAAAAGGGAUUGAAUUUGUUGUUGCCUAAUUGUUUUUUGGUAAGUUUCGACACUACUUUCCUUCCAUCUAUAGCAUUUCUUAAUAUUAUUCAGUUCCUUUGGCUUUGAUGCCUCAUGAUUGAGUAUUGCUCUGUUCAAGUAGUCUGUGAUUUUGCUGUGGUCUGAUAGGAGUGUCAGUGGGCUGACUGUGAACGCUCUGAGAGACUCUGGGUUGAGGUCAGUGAUAAAGUAGUCUACAGUACUUCUGCCAAGAGAUGAGCUAUAGGUGUACCUACCAUAGGAGUCCCCUCGAAGCCUACCAUUGACUAUGUACAUACCCAGUGUGCGACAGAGAUGCAGGAGUUGUGACCCGUUUUUGUUGGUUAUGUUGUCGUAGUUGUGCCUAGGGGGGCAAAUGGGGGAGGGAAUGCUGUCACCUCCAGGUAGGUGUUUGUCCCCCUGUGUGCUGAGGGUGUCAGGUUCUUGUCCAGUUCUGGCAUUUAGGUCGCCACAGACUAGUACAUGUCUCUGGGUCUGGAAAAUAUUCAUUUCCCCCUCCAGGAUGGAGAAGCUGUCUUCAUUAAAGUAUGGGGAUUCUAGUGGGGGAAUAUAGGUAGCACACAGGAGGACAUUUUUCUCUGUUGAGAUAAUUUCCUUUUGAAUUUCUAGCCAAAUGUAAAAUGUUCCUGUUUUGAUUAAUUUCAUAGAGUGAGUUAGGUCUGCUCUAUACCAAAUUAGCAGUCUCGCUCUCUCUCUCUCUCUCUCUCUCUCAGGUUCCAGGAUGCUGGGUGCGGUGGUCCCUGCCUGUGGACUGCAGGCUCUGCUGACGGCACUCCUGCUCUCUCUGGGCUGUGGUAAGUUCUCCUCUCCUCGGCAAUACACCGGUACCUCCCAUCACUGGUUUACAUGGCCAUGUGUGUGUUUUAGCACCUUUGGUCCCGUAGAUACAACAUUAGCAACACACUACAUAUCUCCUACUCUUCUGAGGGUGUUUCUGAGGAGGUCUUAUGAUAGCUCCAGGCUCUUAGCGGAGUCUUGGCUAGCCCUAGGUGCUCUAUCCAGUGUUAGUAUUCAGUCAAUACUCUAUGCUAUCUGGCUCAUUGGUCCCUGGACUCCUACACUCUUAGAAAAAAAGGUGCUAAGUAGAACCAUACAGGGUUCUUCGGUUUGUCCCAAUGGGGGAACCCUUUUUGGUGCUGGGUAGAACCCUUUGCAGUUUAUGGAGAAAUGGCUUAUCUAGAACCCUCUAUGUAGGGUUCUUUAAAGAACCCCCUGUAUAUGGUUCUACCUAGAACCCUUUUAUAUAUGAACGGUUCCACCAGCCUUAUUAGUCUUUAAAAUGUAAAUACUUAUAACAAUACAUUACAAAUAUCAUAAGGCCUUUCUUUGAGGGCUUAGUUCUACCCUAACACAGUGGUGUUAGGAAUCUCCUGGUUUAUAGGCCACUUAAGGCCUGCAAGUCGCAUUAUGCUGGCUUGCAAAGUGAUGUCAAAUCAAAUUGAUUGGAAUUCCUAUUGGAAUCCAGCCAGAGUUAGGAUAUCCAACAAGUGGAAUUGUUAAUCACCCGCAACCUGCAUUCAGAAUGACUGCCAGGGUAGGGUAGAUUGAAUACUGAGACUACCUCAAUCACCUAAACUGGAACAACCAUCUAAGUAAUGGGUGCAAUAAAUCCAAUUACUAACAGAUUGGAUUAGUUUAGAAAACUGUAUGCAGUGAUGUAAAGUACUUAAGUAAAAAUACUUUAAACUACUACUUAAGUCGUUUUUUUGGGUAUUUGUACUUUACUUUACUAUUUAUAUUUUUGGCAACUUUUACUUUUACUUAACUACUUUCCUAAAGAAAAUAAUGUACAUUUUCCUCCAUACAUUUUCCCUGCCACCCAAAAGUACUCGUUACAUUUUGACAGGAAAAUGGUCAAAUUCACACACUUAUCAAGAGAACAUCCCUGGUCAUCCCUACUGCCUGAUCUGGCGGACUCACUAAACACAAAUGCUUCGUUUGUAAAUUAUGUCUGAGUGUUGGAGUGUGCCACUGGCUAUCAGUCAAUAAAAAAUAAAAAUACAAUUAUGCCGUCUGGUUUGCUUAAUAUAAGGAAUUUGAAAUGAUUUAUACUUUUACUUUUACUUUUGAAACUUAAGUACAUUUGAGCAAUUCCAUUUACUUUUGAUACUUAAGUAUAUUUAAAACCAAAUACUUUGACUUUUACUCAAGUAGUAUUUUACAGGGUGACUUUUACUUGAGUCAUUUUCUAUUAAGGUAUCUUUACUUUUUUACUCAAAUAUGAAAAUGGUGUACUUUUCCCACCACUGACUGCAUGUUAUUUCUCUUUGUGUCGCAUUAAAUGUAUCAACCAAUCAAUGUACAUGCAAAAACAGAUAUUAGAGUAAAAAAAUCAAUUCAGAAAAUCUCCCUGCAGUAGAGCAUGUUGGGAAAUAUUAUAUAUGGUUCUAUGUAGAACCCUUCUUGCCGUCUAAAUAAUCCAUCUUGCCUUCCAAAGAAUCAUCAAAGAACCCUUUCUUCCAAAAACAGUUCUUAGGAUGUUGAAGGUUCUAGGUAGAACCCUUUGCCUUACAAAGAACCCUUGUCUACCAAAAAGGGUUCUUCUGAUCAAAAUGCUUCUUGGUAGCACUGCCCUUUGGAGGGUUGCAGUUCAUAGAGGAUUGUCACGCCCUGGCUCUGGGGACUCUUAAAUGUUGAGCCAGGGUGUGGAUUUUUCUAUGUUUAGUUUUCUAUGUUUUUUGUUUUAGAUCGUUUAGCCAGGGUGGUUCUCAAUGUUGGCCAGGGUGGUUCUCAAUCAGAGGCAGCUGUAGCUCGUUGUCUCUGAUUGGGGACCAUACUUAGGCAGCCUGUUGGCACCAGUUAGUUUGUGGGAUCUUGAUCCGUAAAGGUUUGGUGUGUGUAACCUCAGGACUUCACGUAUCGUUUCGUUUUGUUCGUGUGUUGUGUAUCAAUAAAGAUGUACGCUUAUCACGCUGUGCCUUGGUUCCACGAGUCAUCAGUCAACGUGCAUGACAGAAGAUCCCACCAAAAAAGGACCAAGCAGCGUGUCCAGGAACAGACAGCCUGGACUUGGGAGGAGAUCCUGGACGGGAAGGGAUCCUGGACUUGGGAAGAGUUUCAGGCUGGAAUGGAUCGCCGUCCUUGGGAGGAGACUGUGGAGGCGCGCUACAGAGAGGAGCAGCGGCAUCGCAGAGGGUACCGGCCGAGGAGGAAGCCCGAGAGACAGCCCCAAUAUUUUUUUGGGGGGGGGGCUAAAAGGGUGGUUGGCGGAGAGUUAGAGCAGAGCCAACUCCCCGUACUCAGGCUAGGAAGCGUGAGACUGGGCAGGCUCCGUGUUAUGCGGAGCCACGUACUGUGCCGCGAGUGUUCCGGCACAGUCCUGUACGUCCGGUGCUAGCACCACGCACGUGUCGUGCUAAAAUGGGCAUGCAGCCAGGACGGGGUGUGCCGGCUCAACGCUCAUGGCCUCCAGUACGCCUCCUCGGUCCCGUAUAUCCUGCGCCAGUGCCACGUGCUGUAGCGCCAGUACGAGUGCACAGCCCUGUACGUCCUGUGCUGAUGCCUCACACAUAUUGUGUGGAAAUAGGCAUUCAGCCAGGACGGGUUGUGUCAGCUCUCCGCUCCAGACCUCCAGUCCGCCUCCACAGUCCGGCCCGGCCCGUUCCGGCUCCCCGCACCAAGCCAGUGGUGCGUGUUCCCAGCCCGGUCCGGCCUGUUCCUGUCCCUCGCACCAAGCCAGUGGUGCGCGUCGUCAGCCCGGUCCGGCCCGUUCCUGCUCCCCGCACCAAGUCAGUGGUGAGCGUCGUCAGCCCGGACCGGCCUGUUCCUGUCCCUCGCACCAAGCCAGUGGUGCGCGUCGCCAGCCCGGUCCGGCCUGUUCCUGUCCCUCGCACCAAGCCAGUGGUGCGUGUGUCCAGUCCAGCACGGCCCGUGCCUGUUCCACCAGUGCCUGGUCCGGCACCGGUCAGCUGCUCCACUCCGGAGUCAGAGCAAUCCGCUCCACCGGGGUCCGGUCCAACUCCAGUCAGCGGAUCCACUCUGUCACGCCCUGGCUCUGGGGACUCUUAAAUGUUGAGCCAGGGUGUGGAUUUUUCUUUGUUUAGUUUUCUAUGUUUUUUGUUCUAGAUUGUUUAGAUCUAUGUUGGCCAGGGUGGUUCCCAAUCAGAGGCAGCUGUAGCGCGUUGUCUCUGAUUGGGGACCAUACUUAGGCAGCCUGUUGGCACCAGUUAGUUUGUGGGAUCUUGAUCCGUAAAGGUUUGGUGUGUGUAACCUCAGGACUUCACGUAUCGUUUCGUUUUGUUGUUUUGUUCGUGUGUUGUGUAUCAAUAAAGAUGUACGCUUAUCACGCUGCGCCUUGGUUCCACGAGUCAUCAGUCAACGUGCGUGACAAGGAUGGCUUAGACACACACACACACAAUUCCGUCAUCCCUAUAGGGCUGGGAAUGUUGGCAGGCCUUCACAGCUUAGGGACGAGGGGGUUGAUUCCAGUCAUUUUAUCUCACUAUAAAUACUGGAGCUGGACUUUAGUAGAGGCAAAUUAUGAGGCAUUUAGGGCAGGGGUCCAAAUCUCCCAGCUCCAUUUAUCCUGCAGUUCUCAGCUCUUGAGUCCCAGUCUCUGGAAAAACAGGAACAUUCGCUAAUCUCCCAUGCAGAGCUUUAUUUUGAGUUUUUUUUUGCAGCAUUACUUGUUAAAUAUUCAUAUGACUUGUUAAUAUCCACUUUGAUGCUUAAAAAAACAAACUCAGCUGCAUUUUGACAACUUAAUACCAUGCUAAUACCGCUCAAAUAUAUGGGUGUAUUCAUUAGUGCACACUGUAGCAAAAUGGUUUGCAACAGAAAAUGUUUCUUGGCAACAAAAAUGAGCGUCUCUUAUUGUACGAGUUCAGAUUGGUCCCUCCCCAUUUCUGCCAUUUGCUUCCAUUUGGUUCCUAGUGAAAAUACCCCUGGUGAGAAACUGAAGAUAUAGACACAGUCCUGUGUCUCAAUAUUGUAUCCACAUACCGUAAAAUAAGCCCUGUAGUAUGUCAUAGGCAGAUAUCUAAUGUAUCCUGUCUCAGUAUUGAAUCCACAUACUGUACAAUGAGCCCUAUAUAGUAUGUCAUAGGCAGACAUCUAAUGUGUCCUGAUCUAUGAUUUGCCUCAGUGAAUUCCAGCCUGAUCUCAGAGCAAAACGUAAUAUAUAUAUAUAUAUAUAUAUAUAUAUAUAUAUAUGAAAAACCCUGGAAUGAGUAGGUGUCACGAACGUUGAGAGACGGGUCAGACCAAGGUGCAGCGUGGUAUGCGAACAUGUUUAUUAAACUGGAUAAACACUGACAAAAACAACAAAAGGCAAUGAACCGUGACGUCGGAAGGCUAUGCACAAACAAGCCAAACACACCGAAACACAAACAAGAUCCCACAAUCCAGGCAGGAAAACUGGCUGCCUAAGUAUGAUCCCCAAUCAGAGACAACGAGCGACAGCUCCCUCUGAUUGGGAAUCAUACCCGGCCAAACAGAAGUAUAACCACUAGACUCUAACCAUAGAUAUACAACAUAGAACUAAACAUGCACACCCUGACCAAACUAACUAGAGUUGAGGGCGUGAGCUGGAUCAGGCACCGGUGGAGUGGACUGCUCUGGCUCCGGAGUGGAGCAACCGACCGGAGCUGGAUCAGGCACCGGAGGAGCGGACUGCUCUGGCUCCGGAGUGGAGCCGCUGACCAGAGCUGGACUGGACACCGGUGGAGCGGACUGCUCUGGCUCCGGAGUGGAGCAGCUGACCAGAGCUGGAUCAGGCACCAGUGGAGCGGAUUACUCUGGGGCCGGAGUGGAGCCGUUGACCGGAGCUGGACUGGACCCCGGUGGAGUGGAGACACGCACCACAGGUCUGAUGCGAGGAGCAAGAACGGGCCGAGCCGGACUGGGGGAACGCACCACAGGUCUGGUGCGAGGAGCAGGAAUGGGCCGAGCCGGACUGGGGACACGCACCACAGGUCUGGUGCGAGGAGCAGGAACGGGCCGAGCCGGACUGGGGACACGCACCACAGGUCUGGUGCGAGGAGCAGGAACGGAUCUUACCGGACUGGAAGCAUGCACCACUGGCUUGGUGCGAGAAGCAGGCACGAGGCGUACCGGACUGGGAACCGGUGCUGGAGGUCUACGACUGUACCAGUCCUUUACUCUCCGCACCCAAUCCUCCUCCAGUGAGGACUCCUCCGGGAGCCCCCACGAGUUAGGGAACAGAAACUUAUCGUCGUCGUCAUCCUCCGACUCCUCAGUAUAAAACUGUUCCCAUUCCUGUUCCCAUGGUCAUAGGGACUCAAACUGGAAACCCACCGGGUGCAGUGGUCGGGGCUCUUCUCUCUCGAUCCCCGACCACCCCUUUAGCCCCCCACCAAAUUGUUAUUGGGGCUGCCUCUCAUGCUUCCUCAUCGGCCGGCGCCGUCGGUGUCGCCGUUGCUCCUCUCUAACCCGGGCUUCCUCUGUCUGUUCCCAAGGACGGCGAUCCAUCCCAGCCUGGAUCUCCUCCCAUGUCCAAGAUCCCUUACCAUCCAGGAUCUCCUCCCAUGUCCAGGAUGUCUGCUCCUGGCCACGCUGCUUGGUCCUCGUUUGGUGGGAUCUUCUUUCACGAACGUUGAGAGACAGAUCAGACCAAGGUGCAGCGUGGUAUGCGAACAUGUUUAUUAAACUGGAUAAACACUGACAAAACAACAAAGGCAAUGAACCGUGACGUCGGAAGGCUAUGCACAAACAAGCCAAACACACCGAAACACAAACAAGAUCCCACAACCCAGGCAACUGGCUGCCUAAGUAUGACCCCCAAUCAGAGACAACGAGCGACAGCUGCCUCUGAUUGGGAAUAAUACCCAGCCAAACAUAGAAGUAUAACCACUAGACUCUAACCAUAGAUAUACAACAUAGAACUAAACAUGCACACCCUGACCAAACUAACUAGAGUUCUAGAGGUCAGGGCGUGACAGUAGGUGUGUCCAAACUUUUGACUUUGGACACACCUACUCAUUCCAGGGUUUUUCUUUAUUUUACUAUUUUCUACAUUGUAGAAUAAUAGUGAAGACAUCAAAACUAUGAAAUAGCACAUAUGGAAUCAUGUAGUAACCACAAAAUUGUUAAACAAAUCAAAAUAUAUUUGAGAUUUGAGAUUCUUCAAAAUAGCCACCCUUUGCCUUGACAGCUUUGCACACUCUUGGCAUUCUCUCAACCAGUUUCAUGAGGUAGUCACCUGGAAUGCAUUUCAAUUAACAGGUGUUAAAAGUUAAUUUGUGGAAUUUCUUUCCUUCUUAAUGCGUUUGAGCCAAUCAGUUGUGUUGUGACAAGAUACAGAAGAUAGCCCUAUUUGGUAAAAUACCAAGUCCAUAUUAUGGCAAGAACAGCUCAAAUAAGCAAAGAGAAACGACAGUCCAUCAUUACUUUAAGACAUUAAGGUCUGUCAAUCCGGAAAUAUUCAAGAACUUUGAACAUUUCUUCAAGAGCAGUUGCAAAAACCAUCAAGCCCUAUGAUGAAACUGUCUCUCAUGAGGACUGCCACAGGAAAGGAAGACCCAGAGUUACCUCUGCUGCAGAGGAUAGGUUCAUUAGAGUUAACCUCAAUUUUCAAUUUUCGCCUAAAAUGACAUACCCAAAUCUAACUGCCUGUAGCUCAGAACUUGAAGCAAGGAUAUGCAUAUUCUUUGAAGUUUGUGGAAAUGUGAAAUUAACGUAGGAGAAUAUAACACAUUAGAUUUGGUAAAGGAUAAUACAAACAAAAAACAUGUGUUUUCUAUUAAUUUUUUUGUUCCAUCAUCUUUGAAAUGCAAGAGAAAGGCCACAAUGUAAUAUUGCAGUUAAGGCAAAAUUUAGAUUUUGCAGUGUGUGCAAAGUUUCAGAUUGAUCCAGUGAAGCUUUGCAAUACUGGAUUAUUUUGUAUGAAGUCUGCUCAAAUGUACCGAAUUGGUCAAUUGAUACAUUUUCAAGUACAUAACUAUAGAGAACAUACAUAAAUUAUAUGGUAAUACAAAAUGUAAGUUUACACACUCCCAGGAAUGUCAUACAUGAUGGGCAUUAGCUUAUACACUAACUUUCACACAUCUAGAUGGCCGAGCAGGGUGGGUGUGGAGCCAGAGACAGCAGGGGUUCAAACUGUAGAUCCCAGUUCCUACAUUUGAAUAUAACAUUGAUUUUAUCAAACAAAAAUAUGCUACAUUUUAUCUCUGGGACCCUUAGGAUGACAAAUCAGAGCAAGAUUACUGAAUGUAAGUACAUUAUUUACCUUCAGAGGUGAAUGUAUCAAACCAGUUGUCGUGAUAAGUUUUUUGUUGAUGUGCACUCUCCUCAAACAAUAGCAUGUUAUUUUUUCACUGUAAUAGCUACUGUAAAUUAGACAGUGCAGUUAGAUUAACAAGAAUUUAAGCUUUCUGCCCAUAUAAGACAUGUACAGUGGGGAGAACAAGUAUUUGAUACACUGCCGAUUUUGCAGGUUUUCCUACUUACAAAGCAUGUAGAGGUCUGUAAUUUUUAUCAUAGGUAUACUUCAACUAUGAGAGACGGAAUCUAAAACAAAAAUCCAGAAAAUCACAUUGUAUGAUUUUUAAGUAAUUAAUUUGCAUUUUAUUGCAUGACAUAAGUAUUUGAUCACCUACCAACCAGUAAGAAUUCCGGCUCUCACAGACCUGUUCGUUUUUGUUUAAGAAGCCCUCCUGUUCUCCACUCAUUACCUGUAUUAACUGCACCUGUUUGAACUUGUGUAUGUCAGAGCAAAACAGUUUGAAACAGUGUAUGUCAGAGCAAAAACCAAGUCAUGAGGUCGAAGGAAUUUUCCGUAGAGCUCCGAGACAGGAUUGUGUCGAGGCACAUAUCUGGGGAAGGGUACAAAAAAAUGUCUGCAGAAUUUAAGGUCCCCAAGAUCACAAUGGCCUCCAUCAUUCUUAAAUGGAAGAAGUUUGGAACCACCAAGACUCUUCCUAGAGCUGGCCGCCCAGCCAAACUGAGCAAUCGGGGGAGAAGGGCCUUGGUCAGGGAGGUGACCAAGAACCCGUUGGUCACUCUGACAGAGUUCCAGAGGUCCUCUGUGGAGAUGGGAGAACCUUCCAGAAGGACAACCAUCUCUGCAGAACUCCACCAAUCAGGCCUUUAUGAGUUGCCGGACGGAAGCUACUCCUCAGUAAAAGGCACAUGACAGCCCGCUUGGAGUUUGCCAAAAGGCACCUAAAGGACCUUCAGACCAUGAGAAACAAGAUUCUCUGGUCUGAUGAAACCAAGAUUGAACUCUUUGGCCUGAAUGCCAAGCGUCAUGUCUGGAGGAAACCUGGCACCAUCUCUACUGUGAAGCAUGGUGGUGGCAGCAUCAUGCUGUGGGGAUGUUUUUCAGCGGCAGGGACUGGGAGACUAGUCAGGAUCGAGGGAAAGAUGAAUGGAGCAAAGUACAGAGAGAUCCUUGAUGAAAACCUGCUCCAGAGCGCUCAGGACCUCAGACUGGGGCGAAGGUUCACCUUCCAACAGGACAACAACCCUAAGCACACAGCCAAGACAACGCAUGAGUGGCUUCGGGACAAGUCUCUGAAUGUCCUUGUGUGGCCCAGCCAGAUCCCAGACUUGAACCUGAUCGAACAUCUCUGGAGAGACCUGAAAAUAGCUGUGCAGCUACGCUGCCCAUCCAACCUGACAGAGAAACUCCCCAAAUACAGGUGUGCCAAGCUUGUAGCAUCAUACCCAAGAAGACUCGAGGCUGUAUUCGCUGCCAAAGGUGAUUAUACAAAGUACUGAGUAAAGGGUCUGAAUACUUAUGUAAAUGUGAUAUUUCCAUUUUAAAACAAAUACAAAAUUGCAAAAAAAUCUAAAAACCUGUUUUUGCUUUGUCAUUCAAAUCAUAGCAAUUUUUAUUGGUCACAUACACAUAUUUAGCAGAUGUUAUUGCAGGUGUAGAGAAAUGCUUGUGUUCCUAGCUCCAACAGUGCAGUAGUAUCUAACAAUGAACAACAAUACACAAAUCUAAAAGUAAAAGAAUGGAAUUAAGAAAUGAAUAAAUACUAGGACAAGCAAUGUUGGAGUGGCAUUGACUAAAUACAGUAGAAUAGAAUACAGUAUAUACAUAUGAGAUGAGUAAAGCAGUAUGUAAACAUUAUUCAAGUGACUAGUGUUCCAUUAUUAAAAUGGCCAGUGAUUCCAUGUCUAUGUAUAAAGGGCAUCAGCCUCUAAGCUGCAGGGUAUUGUGUGUAGAUUGAUGAGGGGAAAAAAACGAUUUAUUCCAUUUUAGAAUAAGGCUGUAACGUAACAAAAUGUGGAAAAAGUCAAGGGGUCUGAAUACUUUUAGAAAUCACUGUACGUAUCAGUGGGGAUUAAGAAGUGCGUAUACGCAAUGUCCACUGAAAAAUAAGUGGGUAUACUGCGCAUACACUCCACUACACUACUGUAUAUAAUUGGUUUGUAUGUGUGGGGCUUUAUCUGAAAUUGUUCUUUACAGAGUCAAGUAUAUUUGUCCAGGCCUCAAUUGUUCCUUCACUAACAACAUUAUUUCUCGCUGUUGAUAAUUCUAAUGUUAUAACUUCUAAUAGUAACUGGAUCCACUGGUUAAAUGGGACAGAGUGAGGAGGUUGCAGCAGUGCUGCCUGCUAGGAGUAAUCUUCUCUGAUUGAUUGAGAUAUUAAUUAUGUAACAUAGUAGAUGGAAAGCAUUGACUAUAUAAAUUCAUGCACUUCUAAAUGAAUUUUGUAACUUUUCCCCAGAAGUAUUUCACCUUUUACUGCAGUGGGCUAAAUCAGGGUCACACAGAGUGAUUCUUGGUAGUCUUAAACAAAUCUACUUUGAAACAAAAGUAUACACCUCACGUACAUGGUUAUGGUCUUAAAAAAAAGAAGACACCUGUAUCAUGUCAGAUAUAGAGUUGAAAUGUAUUACAUUUUGAGUUUGCAUCACAUUAUUACACUUUAUAUACAUCACAGAAGACUGAAAUAUAACAAAACUGUUUGACAUAGAAACACCGAAUUUUCAUCAUGUUUUUUGAAAUAAUCUUUAUUAAUGAUGAAAUGAUGAAAUAUAUUAUCAUUCAACCCAUGGGGCCUUUUGGUCAUUGACUGCAGGAAAGGGCUACCAGCAGGGUACUCGUACAUCAUAUGAAGGAAUGUGCCUACCUGAUUUAAGGCGUCAACAUGAUUCAGUUCGGCUGAUGCCUAGCCAAACUCGGCUAGGUGAAACUCAGCUAGUGUGCUCGUAUACUCCCUUAAAAGAUCUUCGCUUGAAAAAGGAGAAAAAAUUGGCAAUAGUACUGUUUGUACAUUUUGAGAUGCAAUAGGUAGUAUACUAAGAUGUUUGGUGCAGUAUUUCUGAAGUGAAAAAAUUUGCAUGAAAACGAUUUGUCUCUCGUUGAAUGACAACAAACACUUCAUUGAAGAAUCCCUACUGUAACAUAUCAUACUAAUUUGAGUGUCCCGGAUUUAGUAAAAUAUAGUACGUUUUAAAGUAUUAAAAUAUAAUACUAUCCGUACCAAACCUUUAAAUUGUAUUUCCAGGCACUAGCAUUUCGCCCCAUCCUACACAGAGCUCUGUGAUGAAUCACUGAUGAAGGGCUGUAGACUUCAGCUUCUGACUUUGGAUUGCCGCGAGAAAAAAUGUAGUGUGCACGAACAACCGAAAAAACCUUUGCCGAAGAACAAAAACGUCACAAAAUGUUGUCAUAAUAUAUGCACGAACUGUUCCGAACUAUUUAGGCUGGGAAGCAUGCGGAUGCCUUGGGAGUUGGAGUCAAUAUCAUCGUAAAACGUCUCCUUGGUGUUAAAUACAGUCUGUGAAUGAACUUAAAAUGUAUAAGUUGAUUACGGGAUGCCAAGGUCAUAUUUUUCCCUAUUCAGUUCCAGUUAAAGGGUUGUUCAGAUGCCAUUAGAUCUGUGGACCAAACUUUUUUAAUGGCUAGCUCAGAAUAUGAGCUUUCCAAAAGUUGUUUAUAUAUUAUAAAGGUCAGUCCUUUCGGGAACCCAGAUAAUUGAUUUAUAAAUCCCAUCAUUGAAUGGUUUGGUAGUUGGGUUUCCCAAGGGACUCCAUAGGCCAGCAUAGCUGACCUAAAUUGUAAAUAUAGAAAAAAGGAGUUGCCUGGUAAUGUGUAUGUAUCUUUCAAAUUUUGGAAUGUUCUCAAACCAUUUAUGUCCAUGAUAUCUGUAAGGGUACGGAUUCCACAUUUGGACCAUUGAGGGGAUGCAAAAGGCCGCCCUCCAGAUCGCAAGCCAUUAUUGUGAAACAUUGGAGUAUGGGCCAUUUUCAUUCCCAGUUACAUUGUUUUACAAUUUUGCGCCAAAUAGAAAUUGUGUGUGCAAUAAUAGUACCAAAGCGUAGUUUACAUUGUUGAAGGGAUAUAUUAGUGAAGACCACCUCUUCCAGGGCAUUAGGAGACACCAUAUUGCUCUCUAUACUCAGGCAGGGGGCAAAAUAAUCAUGUCUAAACCAAUUUAGGAUGGGGCAAAAUGCUAGACAAACCAUAAAACAGGCAAUGCGUCAAUACAGGACUAAGAUCGAAUCCUACUACACUGGCUUUGACGCUGUGGCAGGGCUUGCAAACUAUCACAGAUUACAAAGGGAAAUCCAGGUGAGAGCUGCCAAGUAACAUGAGCCUACCAGACGAGCUAAAUGCCUUAUAUGCUCGCUUCAAGGCAAGCAACACUCAACCAUGUGUGACAGCACCAGCUGUUACGGAUGACUGUAUGAUCAUACUCUCUGUAGCCGAUGUGAGAAAGGUUACAGACGGAUUACCAGGAUGCGUACUCAGAGCAUGCGCUGACCACCUGGCAAGUGUCUUCACUGACAUGUUCAACCUCUCCCUGACCCAGUCUGUAAUACCUACAUGUUUCAAGCAAACCACCAUAGUCCCUGUGCCCAAUAACGCCAAGGUAACUUGUCUAAAUGACUACAGCCCCGUAGCACUCACAUCUGUAGCUUUGAAAGGCUGGUCAUGGCUCACAUCAAUGCCAUCAUCCCAGAAACCCUGGACCCACUCCAAUUCACAUACCGCCCCAACAGAUCCACAGAUGACGCAAUCUCUAUUGCACUCCACACUGCCCUUUCCCACCUGGACAAAGGAACACCUACAUGAGAAUGCUGUUCAUUGACUACAGCUCAGCGUUCAACACCAUAGUGCCCUCCAAGUUCAUCACUAAGCUAAGGACUCUGGGACCAAACAACUCCCUCUGCAACUGAAUCCUGGACUUCCUGACAGUCCGCCCCCAGGUGGUGAGCGUGGGCAACAACACAUCCACCACGCUGGCCCUCAACAAGGGGGCCUCUCAGGGGUCCGUGCUCAGUGUGGUGCCAGGACAACAACCUCUCCCUGAACGUGGGCAAGACAAAUGAGCUUAUCGUGGACUAAAGGAAAUGGAGGGCCGAACACGCCGAUAUUCACAUCGACAGGGCUGUAGUGGAGCGGGUCGAGAGCUUCAAGUUCUCGGGGUCCACAUCACUAAGGACCUAUCAUGGUCUAAACACACCAACACAGUCGUGAAGAGGGCACGACAACGCCUCUUCCCCUUCAGGAGGCUGAAAGGAUUUGGCAUGGGCCCUCGGAUCCUCAGAAACGUAUACAGCUGCACCAUUGAGAGCGUCUUGACUGGCUGCAUCACCGCUUUGUAUGGCAACUGCUCGGCAUCUGACCGCAAGGAGCUACAGAGGGUGGUGUGUACGGCCCCAGUACAUCACUGGGGCUGAACUCAAAGACUCCAGCCACCCAAAUCAUAGACUGUUCUCUCUGCUACCGCACGGCAAGCGUUACUGGAGCACCAAGUGGCUACCUGGACUAUUUACAUUGGCCCCCUUUAUUAUUUAUUGUUGUAUCUUAAUUUUUUUGCACUGACUCUCUUGCACUGGCUCACUAGACUCUACCCACAGACUCACACAUACUACAUUGACUCUCCAACACAUAUACACACACACACUACAUACGCUCACACACACACACACACACACAAAACACACGUGCAUAUUGACGCCACACACACACACACUCACACAGACACACUUCACAUACGCUGCUGCUACUCUGUUUAUUAUAUAUCCUGAUUGCCUAGUCACUUUUACCCCUACCCACAUGUACAUACUGUAUUACCUCAAUUACCUCAACUACCUCGUACCCUGCACAUUGACUCGGUACUGGUACUCCUUGUAUAUAGCCUCGUUAUUGUUUUUAUUGUGUUACUAUUUCCUUUUUUAUUUCGCAAAUAUUUGUCUUACUUUUUAACUCUGCAUUGUUGGGAAUGGGCUCGUAAGUAAGCAUUUCAAGAUAAGUCUACACCUGUUGUAUUCGGCACAUUGUGUGAAGUUACAUAUCAUACUAAAUGGAGUGGCAUCGAUUUUAGUCAAAUAUAAUUGUUUUGCUCUAAGACCGGAUGUGAAUUCCUGAGUGCUAUGCUGUGUGUCAGUGUGUCAGAGCUGUCCCUGCUCAUUACAGCAAGAGCAGUCAUUUGGCAGGACAAUUUAGUCCUCCACCAUCAUCACUCUUAAGUCAGGCAAUCGUUUGGAAGAUGCCUGGGUAAGGUCUUUUUUACCCUCUGACUAUGUGUCAGUGCGUGUUUCUCUCUCAUUCUCCUUGAGAACACUUUGGCAGGUCUGACAUCAUGAGCUGUCAGGGAUUAGAGUCUCUCCCUGCAGACAACAGCUGAUCCUGGACCAGUCCUACUCAGAGAGUCUUAUCUGGCCAGUGCAGGGGUCUGCAGGGGCUGGAGUAGCCAUGUACACACACUCACAGCCCCUACAUGAGAGACCCAGGACAGUGGUAUAAAACAGUGGCAUACACACACACACACACACACACACUGCACACACACACACACACACACACUGCACACACACACCCAUGCAUUAUCCAGAGUGCAGGGUCUGGAAGGGUCUCCUGGUAGGACUGCAUCCACAGUCCUACCAGGAGGGAACCCAGACCAAAGCGCCUCUGUGCUCCCUCCAUGCCCCCUGUGCCCGCCUGUCCUCCCUGCUCCGUCUGCUGCCAUCUGCACACCAUUGUUCUGCCUUAUGUCAAGAUAAACAGCAGAGCAUUGUGAGGCCUGAGGAACACCAAGGCUUGUGGGCCUGUGACUCAGCAAGCUACUCCCUCAGCACGAGAGACGUGACUGAAGCAGAUUGAGUGUUUUUGUGUGUGUACAUAGGUGUAAUGGCAGUUAUUGUAGUUGUAAUAGCCUGCAUGUUAUGUAUCCCAAGAAGCUCAGCAGUCACACAUAGCAUAAGCACAAUAAAGUACCUCCCUCGGGUCAUAUGCCCAAUUUCUUACUAACACGCAUUAGUCUCUAUGUCUGUCGUGCAAAAAUAUGCAUUCUGCCCCACCCCCUUUUCUAACUUCCUCCUUUUCAGGUGAGUGAAUAUGGAAAUGGGUGAUGGAGGGAGACAGAGGGAGGCAGGGGGCAGUGGGCACAGAUGGGUGGCUGGCAUGAAAAGCUCCUCUGGUGAAUGUGUUUGUUCGACGGGUCAGAGAUGAGGACGGGGGGACGUGGGGAACUGGGCCCUGUGCCAUUUCAUAUAAAUGUAUCAUUACGCCACACAGGGCGCGGGCAUUUGUCACGCCAGCAGCUUCCGAGGGGCACUAAACCGACAUGUGGUUGGAUGGGACAGGGCUGGGACAGGUCACAGACGCAGGCCCCUAUCGCCGGGCAUGGUUAUUAUUCAUAGCUAGAGGAGGGGGGAGAGGAGAAGAGGAAGGAGGAGGGGAUUGGGUCCCAGAGAGAAGAUUUUAUGCGAGAGAGUACCAGCAUGUGGGAGGCCCACUGUGCACUUGCUACAACACAUACACACACACACACACACACACACACAGUAGUUUAAUCUACUGUCAGGCGGGCAGCUCUGACUGCAGGAGAGGUAGCAGGCCGGAGGAGUGGGGUGGAGGGAUGAAGGAGUGGAGCGGAGGGGGUAGAGAGGCGGUGGUGUUCUGUCAAAAAGCGACUCCCCCUUAUUCCAUUUAGAUUACAAACCUACAGACGUUUAUUGUCAUGAUUCUUGCCCUGCAGGCAGAACUGAGCGAUUUUACACUAGUUGGGCCAGCUGCAAAGUCAGAAUUGGCUAAAUUGUAAAAAUUCUAAACUGUGCUUUUUGGUCUUAAUUUAAGGUUAGGGUAGGGGAGUGUGGUUUAGGUUAGGGUUAGGUUUAUAAUCUGAUUUUGUGUCUGUGCCAGUUGGGGACCACUCUGAAGAGCUGCCUCCAGGGCAAGAUUCAUGACAAUAAAUUCCAACCUGCAUUGAAAGACAGAGGAUGUGUUUUCCCCUAAAACCCCACCUCCAGGUCUCAGCUUGUGGUGUCUCUGUUGCCAUGGUUAUCAUUAGGGCUGGUUUGGGGGAGUUAGCAUCUGCAAGAUAACACCUUCAACACCCCCCCCCCCCCCCCCCCCCCCCCUCUCUUUUCUUUCUCUCUGUAUCUCUCUUUCUUUCUUUCUCUCUCUCUAUCUAUCUGUCUCGCUCUUUUUCUCUCGCUCUCUUUCCCUCUCUCGCUCCCUCUCUCUUGUAUGCCUAUUGUUCUCUCUUUCCUUAGAAGAGCAUGAUGAGGGUUGUUCAAGUACUUGUCCCUGUAUGUAUUGUAGAUAGACCCAGGCGUUUAUAUAAAAAAGAAACGGAUAAACAGUUUUGUUAGCACAUUCUAAAUAAGAACUUGCGGCAGUCUCUAUCACACAACAGUUCAUGGUAAGCAACAUUAAAGAUUUAAAAAGGUACUUGCACUCAAACCAAGCCGAGUACUGAGGAUACGAAGAGGUAGGACGCAGGAAUCAACAAUGUAAAGGUUUACUUAACACUGAGCAAGAGAACAACAACGAGCGAGUACACGACAAGACACUAACAAUCACACACAACACUGAACAGUCCAGGGCUAUAUAGUGGUGUUGAUGAGAUGAUGAGGUGCAGGUGCGCUGGAGCUGAUUAGGGUGCGUUGGGUUUCCAUUCCGGUGUUGCCGAGGUGGUGCGCUCAGACCGGUGACUCAGUAGACCGGCGAAUCAGAGCGCCGGAGGGGAGCAACGGGAGGAGACGUGACACCGAGAUGCAAAGAUAAUAUACUUAAUUUAAUCCAUGGUCGAAAGAAUACAAAGGGUGACAGUGCAAAGUGCUAAAAAUAAAACAAAAAAGAGCAUAAGGUUCAGCCUUAUGCCUUCAUAAGUGCUGUACAAAAAUGUGAGGGUACCUUUUGAACUCUCUCAAUUUUUUAUCCUACACACCGGUCACCUUUCCUUUUAGCCAGAGUGCAAACUCUCAUACAGGCCCUCCAGUUACCCCUAGAAUAACUCUAACAUCGUUUUCAUCCUGACAAACUGCUCUUGAGCAAAACUUCCUGUGAUCUCGACACCUGACAGAGAGAGAGAGAGAAAGCUCAGACAGAAGAUGUUUCUUGAUUUAUGACAAAGCAAACACCGGACACAUCGUUAGUCAAUGCCAAUGAUGCACUUGAUCAGUUCAGAGCCGUGUUGCUGGUCUAAUAGAGACAAUGGGGCCUUUAUCAUUGAGAAGCUCGUUACAGGUAAGACCUGGCGGAGAGGGAGAGAAAAGAGAGAUGUCGGCCAUUGUGCACUUAUGACUGUGGAAGAAUGCAUUAACAGCCUCUCUCUGCUUGAGGCAGAUAAAGGCUUCUUUCUGCCUCCAGUUGAUAAUUUCCUGCCGCUCAAAAAAAUUAAGAUGACAAAUGUGACCAAGUUGACAAUCACAGAUCAGAAAGUCAUGUUGUGUGAUUCAGCACAAGAAGAGAGACCGAGAGACAUGUUCCUCUCUCCCUGUCUCUCCGCCUCAUGCUCUCGUUCGCUCUUGCUCUCUCUUCGCUCAGUCCUCUUUUGCCUCGCCUCUUCCCUCGCUCCUCUCCUCCACAGGUUAGGCAGUCUAUGAUUGGGCCUCAUUUAGAUGAAAAAGUCAAAUGAAAAACAGGCGGAUUUCCAAACAAAGGAGGGUCUCAAAGGGGUUCUGCUUGUAAAAACAUUUCCAUCUAAAUGCAGAUUUGGUAUAUCUACUGCGAUGGGGCCACAGCGCUUACAUUCAUUAUUUAACCAUGUAGGAAUAGAGACAUUUUUUAUCGCUUUCCUCUGCUUUAAGCAGUCAUUUGGAUUUUUAAGAAGUGUAUCUGCAUUUUGAUUUUGUGUCACAAAUUGUUGCGGUCGGGGUAGAAACUAAAUACAAUCUGGGUAAGGGAAGACAAACAAAGAAACACAUUUGUACAAAACAAAGUUGACAGAAAGAGAACAGUGGUUACAACUUAACGUAAUUCACUGCACAUUUGUUUGGGUGCUGUGGGGACACGGGCAACACAAUGGUGAUGGCCAAGUGGAAAGUGGAACAGGGUUUGGCAAACACUGUCAUGCCUCAUGAUUAUACAGCUGGAGCAUUAUCGGUGCUUCUCAGCUUAAACAUACGGUUGGCUGUAUUACAUUUACCCCAGCUAUAGGCGAGGUGGCCCAGAAAUUGCAACGCGAUAGUCCUUGGGGACAGUGUGUGUAUGUGUGUGCAGCAGUGGCGGUUCUAGACACAUUUUACUAGGGGGGCCAAGGAGGGGCCAGUGUUUAAUCAGGGGGGCACACAUAAAAAAACUGGCAACACAUGAUAUUCAAAGAUUAUAAACUUUAUUUUACUUUAAAAUCAUAGUCAGUCAGUUCUAACAGCUCUUUGAUAAUCCCUCCAUGCGAUCAUUGCACACUUGUGUCGUUCAGACUUUGCAUGUAGUGAAAACCCUGCAUUUCUCAUAGUUGCCUUUUUCCAGUUUGUAAAACCAGGUGUUGAAACAAAAACGGUGUCUGGGGCAUUUGGUGUGCUAAAAUGUCUACAUGCAUAGCAACAUGUAGAGUCCGUCAUUACAGAAUACUCAAGCCAUGGAUGAGUAGUGUACCAGUUUGGUCUGAAGCUUCGUCUUCUGUCCCCCAUCAGUGUGGUUGGGAAUAUCUUCAAGUUCGGCUGUACUGGUACGUCAUACUUAGACUUGCUGAUAUCUGAAGAAGAUGGACAGUAAACAUAGGGCACAACUACAACAUUUAUUUACUGUAUAUCUGCAUGUAUUUCAAAAUGUAGGCAAAGUAUUUACUUUAAAAAAAAAACAGAGCCAUAUUGACACAAAAAAGAAUUAACAGCAGAAAGCAGCAUUUUAAGGACACCCAGCAGGCCUACCAUUACAUUGUAAUUGCAUUGCUUUGCAAAUAGUAAGAACCUUCCUCAUCACAAACCUGAUGGUGCAGUACUUGAUCCACAUGGAUCCACUUGCUGUCCCUCUGGCUGUUCAUCUCUCUGUCCCUGUAUUCUUUCUUCUUCAUGCUUCUCACCCUCUUCUUCAUUCUCCUCGUCCUCUUCUUCAUUCUCCUCACCCUCUUCUUCAUCCUCCUCACCCUCUUCUUCAUCCUCCUCACCCUCUGGAAUUUCCCUCUCUUUGUCAGACCCCUCACUUUCAUCACAUGCUGGCUCUCCCUCUUCCUCAACUUUCUCAAAACCUCGAUUUGUUUCUCUCACUUUUUUGUUUGCUGGGGCAAAAAAUGACUUUAUGUCCCUUCCUCGUUUCAUGAUAACUAUUAGAAGAAGAAAAAACGUAGGGGCAUGCAUUACAUUUUGUUACCUAACCAUCCCUCCCUACUUAACACUGGCAGAUAACCUGUUGAUUACUUUACUAAAAAUGUAUUUGUUAUCGCGAUGCAACAGCCAAGACGGAUGAAGUUACGUGGUUAACAUCACAACAUUGUGUAGACCUAGCAAGGAUAGCCUACUAACAUUUGGAUAUUUGCUUCUGCUUCGAUGAGUUUGCUUAGAUAUGAUUACAUUUCUAAACAAAUCGAGACCAGACAUUUAAAAACUUGAUUUGAUUUAUGUGUGAGGAACAAAAGGAACAUGUAGGCUAUGUGCAAGAACAACAAGUCACUUAUGAUAUUAAAUCGUUUUACUUACCUUCGACUCCUGCAAAUCGUAGCUCCUCUCGCAAAUAGUAGUUGCUGAGCUCUCAUUCACCGAAGCAGCACCACACGUGGCAGGCAGGCAGAUGGCAGGAUACAGUUUUUGGGUGCGCCACUCUAAUUUACCCGUGUAGAACGUUGCCGUGUAGAGCGUUGCAUUAGUUCCGCUUUUGGCGCUCGCGUGUAAAAUAGUUAUAAAUUCAUAAUUUUUUAUUUGGUCAGCACGGGGGGGGGGCCACAGGGGUGGCCAGGGACAUUUCCAGGGAGGCACGGGCCUCCCCCGGCCUCCGUGUAAAACCGCCACUGGUGUGCAGUAAACACACUGAUGAGUGCCACUUCCCUGUGGGAGGUAGAGGAAAGGGAGGAGAAGAGCGUGUAUGUGUGUCCCCUCAGGCCUGCUGACUCACUCCACUGAGCCUGAGAGAACCAACAUUUUCCCAUCUCUGCCUCUUAUGCUGCCAGAGUAGAGACACUUUAUACAGUGGGGGAAAAAGUGUUUAGUCAGCCACCAAUUGUGCAAGUUCUCCCACUUAAAAAUAUGAGAGAGGCCUGUAAUUUUCAUCAUAGGUACACGUCAACUAUGACAGACAAAAUGAGAAAAAAAAUCCAGAAAAUCACAUUGUAGGAUUUUUUAUGAAUUUAUUUGCAAAUUAUGGUGGAAAAUAAGUAUUUGGUCAAUAACAAAAGUUUCACAAUACUUUGUUAUAUACCCUUUGUUGGCAAUGACACAGGUCAAACGUUUUCUGUAAGUCUUCACAAGGUUUUCACACACUGUUGCUGGUAUUUUGGCCCAUUCCUCCAUGCAGAUCUCCUCUAGAGCAGUGAUGUUUUGGGGCUGUCGCUGGGCAACACAGACUUUAAACUCCCUCCAAAGAUUUUCUAUGGGGUUGAGAUCUGGAGACUGGCUAGGCCACUCCAGGACCUUGAAAUGCUUCUUAUGAAGCCACUCCUUCGUUGCCCGGGCGGUGUGUUUGGGAUCAUUGUCAUGCUGAAAGACCCAGCCACGUUUCAUCUUCAAUGCCCUUGCUGAUGGAAGGAGGUUUUCACUCAAAAUCUCACGAUACAUAGCCCCAUUCAUUCUUUCCUUUACACGGAUCAGUCGUCCUGGUCCGUUUGCAGAAAAACAGCCCCAAAGCAUGAUGUUUCCACCCCCAUGCUUCACAGUAGGUAUGGUGUUCUUUGGAUGCAACUCAGCAUUCUUUGUCCUCCAAACACGACGAGUUGAGUUUUUACCAAAAAGUUCUAUUUUGGUUUCAUCUGACCAUAUGACAUUCUCCCAAUCCUCUUCUGGAUCAUCCAAAUGCACUCUAGCAAUCUUCAGACGGGCCUGGACAUGUACUGGCUUAAGCAGGGGGACACGUCUGGCACUGCAGGAUUUGAGUCCCUGGCGGCGUAGUGUGUUACUGAUGGUAGGCUUUGUUACUUUGGUCCCAGCUCUCUGCAGGUCAUUCACUAGGUCCCCCUGUGUGGUUCUGGGAUUUUUGCUCACCGUUCUUGUGAUCAUUUUGACCCCACGGGGUGAGAUCUUGCGUGGAGCCCCAGAUCGAGGGAGAUUAUCAGUGGUCUUGUAUGUCUUCCAUUUCCUAAUAAUUGCUCCCACAGUUGAUUUCUUCAAACCAAGUUGCUUACCUAUUGCAGAUUCAGUCUUCCCAGCCUGGUGCAGGUCUACAAUUUUGUUUCUGGUGUCCUUUGACAGCUCUUUGGUCUUGGCCAUAGUGGAGUUUGGAGUGUGACUGUUUGAGGUUGUGGACAGGUGUCUUUUAUACUGAUAACAAGUUCAAACAGGUGCCAUUAAUACAGGUAACGAGUGGAGGACAGAGGAGCCUCUUAAAGAAGAAGUUACAGGUCUGUGAGAGCCAGAAAUCUUGCUUGUUUGUAGGUGACCAAAUACUUAUUUUCCACCAUAAUUUGCAAAUAAAUUCAUAAAAAAUCCUACAAUGUGAUUUUCUGGAUUUUUUUUCUCAAUUUGUCUGUCAUAGUUGACGUGUACCUAUGAUGAAAAUUACAGGCCUCUCUCAUCUUUUUAAGUGGGAGAACUUGCACAAUUGGUGGCUGACUAAAUACAUUUUUUCCCCACUGUAUAUAGAGAAAAUUAGUGUGUGCGUGCACAUGCAUGUGUGUGAUUUUCAAUUACAUUACUCCAUUUCCCUUCUAUAAAUCACACUGUUGCUUCUAUCUUCCUCCUUUCUUUCCUUCCUCCCUUCCUCAUCCUCACCAUCAUGUUCUGAGCAGAGUGCCAACCCCAAACCUCUUCAUCUUUUUACUGCGUUACUCCCCUCUGUGGAAAGAGGAGAUUGGGCUGCUGCUACCAAAUGAACAAAGUUCAGAAGUGCCACCAUUUUCCCUGACAGACUGAAGCACAUUACAUUCUGUACUCAGAAUGUGGACGGUCUCAUAUGUAACACGGAGAAACUGUACCUACCGGAACAUUCUGUCUCAGGAACCGAGAAUGACCCAUAUGACACUCCUGAUAUGGUCAAUUGUCUUCAGUGCCACAGAAAUCUCUGGAAAUUCCUUGUAACCUUGUUGACUUCGUAACAUACUGGUAAUCAAAUCUGUCUCAUAAUAGAUAUGGUUUAAAGCCCCUUCUGCAGCACACAGCCACACAAAGAUGGUCAGUAUAAAACCUGUAGUUCACAAAGUUCUGUUUCCAUCUUGAGCUCGUGUUGAUAUUUCCUAGCCCCAUUAAACGCCCCUCUUUGAAAAGAGAUGGCCAUGUUUUCCUCACAGGUCACAGCUCUUUAGGCAGGCGGAGCAUCACUUGAGUGUGCUGAAAGAAAAAGGCCUUUUUAAACAUGAAUCACCUUUCAUGCCGUCGGAUGCAGCGCCAGCGACACAGUUUAGAAUAGAUCAGCUAGGUGAGGGAGUCAAACACAGCACCGUGGGCGUCUUGGAGUGUUGAGCAUGUCACACACAGACAGAUGGAGAGGAGCUAAUGUUAAGCUCUUCGCCAAGUGGCAGUCAGCCUCUUAGGAAGCCACGGGUAAAGCAUAUAAAGCAUGUAGCAACGAGCACUGACAGCUAUUCACAUGUCUCGUCUGCUAUUUGUGUGCUCUGGCGUGCUCAAAGACACAAUAAACCAUCAGCCAGAAAAAUGAUAUAUUCCCACAAAAGCGCGCGUGUGUAUGUGUGUGAGUAGCAUGUGUGUAUUUAGGGUACCAUGAAUAGUGAAUUAGAGAUGAGAUGUUCUCAAGCAGGGGUUGGGGCUGAAUGCCAGGCCAAGGGUAACGGUUGGGCUGUGAGGGGAGGGCACACACAUACACACACCACUCUUAUCCAUCCGGCAUUGGGCAUAAUUCAAUGGGAAUCGAAAAUGAGGCAACAGAGGGCAAAUUGAAUUGCUGUCACAGACUGAAUGUAAUGAAAUUGCUAGCUGAAGCCGAGCGAAAACAUCGAGCCAGGUUUCAAAAAGGGAAACGGAAGAAAAAUAGAUUGUCGGAAGAAAACCAAAUAAAUGAACAGAGGCAAAAAUAAAAAGCUUCUGUGGCCUGGUGGUCGUAUGAAGAAGGGAAUGAGAAAGGAAAGAGAAGGGAAGGGAGAGAGAAAAGCACAACGGCGUGUCUGUGACGAUCUCGGGAAGCAUUGCUCUUCCAAUCAGCUACUUAAUUACUGUGGAGACAGCCAGGAGAGACACAUUCCACCAGCGGCGACGCCACAACCCUGCUCCGCCACACUUUACAUGAAAUCUAAUCAGAUGAAAUAGGAGCGGGGAGCGAGUCGACACACUGCAGGUGUAGAGGAAACGGAUAGUAAUGAAAAUAAAUCAAUACCCUCAUUUCCCCCUACUUCCUACCAUCAACCACUGCCUCCAGUUCUCUCGCUCUCUUUCUUUCCUUCCUUCCCCCUCUACAUUCAUAACAACGUGACACUAGCAGUCUAUGUUUCCCCACUGCUGCCUGGGCAAUCGAGAAAGAAAUAAGAGAGUUUUAGCAUUUCUCUCCUGGUUCCACUCAAACGAUACAGCCUAUCUGAUAGAUCUCAAUGCUGUUAUUAAUUAAUGCUCUUAUAAGAGAGGUCCCCCAGUGAGUGAGUUGCUGAUUGAACGUUUUUAUACUAAGGAGGGCUUUUAAGUCUGGGGGAGAGUGUGUGUGUGCCUGUAUUCCCUGCUGGCCUUCCCAGGCACUGGUGGCUGAUGUUGUCGAUACUUCCACAUCCCAACACACUACCACAUGACCUAAUGACUAUGGGCUGGGAAUGGUCUCAGGAGGAGCAGGGGAAGGAUGGAGGGAGGAGGAGUGCAGGAGAGAAAAAAAGCCAGUAGCUUACAAUGUAAGCCUCAUUUAUAAUAAGGUGAACUGUAUGAACGGAUAGAGAUACAGUCUAUAUCUCUAUCCUACGUGACUGUAGAGCAGGGGUCUCCAACGGGUAGAAGUUACAAGUGAGCUACAAGUAAUGCAGAGCCCACCAAUGAGCAGCUCGCCAAUCAAUUCUGAAAGUACAUGCAUUUUAUCAUGUGUUCCAUCGCAAACUGUCAUAAACAUAAAGCUCCUGGGUUCUAUCCAAUCAAAGCCACACAUUAUCCCACCCUUGGUUAACCACUGUUGGCUUAAAAGCCAAACGUAACACAAUAUCUGCCAAUUAUUUUCCAGCAAUAUUGCCCCUCUGUCUUCUUUGUUUGUUUAUCACUCUAAAUGUAGCCAGUUAGCGAUGCCAAGACUUUCCUCCAAAACCUUCUCAAUUAAAUGCAAAGUAGGCUUACCUGACAGAACUACAGUGGGUAUAGAAAGUCACCACCCCCUUUCAAAAUGUUCACCUUUUGUCGCCUUACAGCCUGAAAUGAAAGACAUAAAAUCCGGCUUUAUUUACACACAGUAACCCACAAUAUCUAUUUUUUUGAAAAUCUAAAAAACUCUGAAAAUUAAUUAAAAGUAAAACAGUAAAAUACCCUAUUUGGAUAAGUGAACACCCCCCCCUUAGAAUUGCAAUUGCAAACUUGCUGAGGUAUAACCAACCACCUUCCAGAUCACAAAUCAAGCUAAUUGGCUUCCAUCUGUGAUCAAUUGUAGUGACUUUGAUUAGUUCAGAAUAAAAUCAGUUGUUCAUAGAGGACUCCACUGCUUAGUAGCGCAAUUCAAAGCAAAGAAUCCACUAUGGGCGGAAAGGUACUUUCAAAAGAUCUACGAGAUAAAGUUGUGGAAAGGCACAAGUCAGGGGAUGGAUAUAAAAAUAUUUCAAAGGCUUUGUCUAUCCCUCGGAGCACAGUUAAGACCAUUAUUAAGAAGUGGAAGGCGUAUGGCACCACCCAGACCCUGCAAAGAUCAGGCCGUCCCUCCAAACUGGAUGACCGGGCAAGGAGGAGACUGAUCAGAGAGGCCACCAAGAAGCCAAUGGCGACUUUGAAGGAGCUUCAGGCCUUUGUGGCAAAGACUGGUCAAUGUGUGUAUGUGACCACAAUAUCACAAGCACUCCACAAAUCUGGCCUCUAUGGGAGGGUGGCAAGAAAAAAAACACUCCUCAAAAAAAGCCACAUCAAGUCUUGUUUGAGCUUUGCCAAAAAGCACAUUGUAGAUUCCGUGUGCCAAGUGGCAAAAGGUGCUGUGGUCAGAUGAGACCAAAAUUGAACUUUUUGGCCUGAAUGCAAAACGAUAUGUCUGGCGAAAACCCAAUACAUCUUUCCACCCAAAGAACACCAUGCCUACAGUAAAGCAAUGCGGUGGCAGCAUCCUGUUGUUGGGGUGUUUCUCUUCAGCUGGGACUGGAGCACUUGUCAGGAUAGAAGGGAAAAUGGACAGUGCAAAAUACUGACAGGUUCUUGAGGAGAACCUGCAGCCCUCUGCCAGGAAGUUGAAAAUGGGAAGAUGGUUCACGUUUCAACAUGACAAUGACCCAAAGCACACCGCCAAAGCAACCGUACAGUGGCUCAAGGACAAGAAGGUGAAUGCCCUUGAGUGGCCUAGUCGGAGCCCCGAGAAUCUGUGGAAUGACUUGGAGUGCAGUCCAUGAGCGGUCACCAUGCAAUUUGACUGAGCUUGAACAAUUCUGCAAGGAAGAAUGGGCAAAUAUUGCGCAGUCUAGGGGUGCAAAGUUAGUAGAGACGUAUUUAAAGAGACUCAUGGCUGUAAUUCAAGCAAAAGGUGGUUCCACCAAGUAUUAACUAGGGGGGUGUUCACUUAACCAAAUAGGGUAUUUUACUGUUUUAAUUGUGAUUAAUUUUCAGAUUUUUUUUUUAUAAAAAAAAAAAAAAAAAACUUGGAUGUUGUGGGUUACUGUGUGUAAAUAAAGACGGAAAAAGUCUGAUUUUAUGUGUUUUCAUUUCAGGCUGUAAGGCAACAAAAGGUGAACAUUUUGAAAGGGGGUGGUGACUUUCUAUACCCACUGUAUAUCAUGAUUAUUUGUAUCAAUUGGGUGGUGAUUGUUUUCCAAACUCUGCCAUGACAUGUUCUGAAGCAGUAGACCUAACAGCAGAAACAUCGCUAGGCCGACCCAUUCCUCUCUUGCUAGAUGCGCAAUUAACUUGGUGCAGCUGGCUUCCGGGUUAAGCGAGCGGGUGUUAAGAAGUAUGGUUUGGCGGGUCAUGUUUCGGAGGACGCAUGACUCAACCUUCGCCUCUCCCGAGCCCGUUGGGGAGUAAUAAAAAACAGGAAAGAGAAACAGAAUUCAGGAAAAUACUAAAUAUGAUUUUAUAGGGCCCCCUUAGAGUUGUUUAUUAACCAUUCUUUUAUUUAUAUUGACAGAAAACACAUAUCUUGUACACGAAGGACCAGGGGAAGAGUUGCAGGGUAGAGGAGAAGAGAGGAAUGUGCUUGUUUGAAAGCUACGGUAUAUAAAAAAUUGUAGCUCAUGCUAGAAAAGGUUGGAGACCCUUGUUGUAGCGUGUGUGGCAUUUUUAUUUUUAUGACAACCCUCAUUUGUUAUGAUUAAAACGGUCCAAUAAUCAAUCAUGGAGAUGGGCUAUGAGGUUAGAACAGAUCAAACUGUUGACUUCAUACAGAGUUUGAUUUAUGGCUUUUGAAAAGACAUUUCAUCUUCCCAUCUGUACUGUAGCACUAUGUUUGAACAUGUCUUUAUCUGAAGAAUCAAUGACCAAUAAUCAGUCAUAUAGGAUAGAGACCAUUCUCUUGUUUUAUACUUUACAAUUGCAGGGCUAAUUAAACAAGAGCAAGAAGAUGAAUCCAUCACAUCCCCCAAUAGAUACACAGGAAUCGAUCCCCACCUUUCUCCAUGCCAAAGAAAAUAGCAUGCGAUAGUAUUGUAUAUCAGUGAUCCCCUUCCAGCCCAGUACCAACACACAUGUCUUGAUAACACGUUGAUAAAAAAAGCGUCUGUAUUAUACCGUAGUAGACCUAGCCUCCAUUUCCAGUGUUUCAUAUUCACGGUUCAGAAACAAUUGUCUGACACUGUAGACCUGCCUGUGUAUCUCUCCUCCUCCACAUCCUCCUCUUCCUCUUCCUCCUCAUCCUCUCCUCUCUCCAGGCCUGGUGUGGUCAGACCCGGUGGUGAACAUGAGGAAGGUGACACACCAGAGGGUGAGGGAGCAGCUGGCCAACACCGUCCUGCUGCCCUGUGUCUUCACCCUGCGCCCCACCCCUACCAACGAGCCCCCCCGCAUCAAGUGGACCAAGGUGUGGGGCCAGAGGGGCGACGACGGUCGGCAGAGGGAACAGUCCAUCCUGGUCGCCAAGUACAACGUGGUCAAGGUAAAGAUUGACGAAGUGGGAAGAAUACAAAAUGUCGGUUGUACGUAUAUGAAGAGUGUGUGGGCCAUCUAGCCAGUACUUAGCUUCAACUUAUUUAAAAGCAGAAUCUGUAACUAUACAGUAUGUGAUGCACAAUCCUUUCUUCUUUCUAUGAAAAUAAGAUUAAAUACAUUUCCGCUUUUCUGCUGCCAACUGUGAUAAUUGGACCAGCAAACAUUUAGUGGAAUGUCCUUUUUCUUUUUCAUUGCCAUCUUUGUUGUCUUUCAUACUGUAUGCUUCAUUUUGCUUUAAUUGUGUGUUCAUAACUGUUCUGUCUUUUUGUGGUUUAGGUUAAGAAGGCAUUCCAGGGGCGUGUCACCCUGCCCGGUUACCAGGACAACCGUUACAACGCCAGCCUUGCACUCAGCAGUCUGCGCUCCAGUGACUCGGGCAUGUACCGCUGUGAGGUGGUGGUGGGCAUCAAUGACGAACAGGACACCGUGCCCCUGGAGGUCACAGGUAAAGCUGACCCCUGCUAUACUCAUUACACCUGAGUCGCGUUCAAUAGGCACCAAACAGGAAGUAAACGUAACAAAACAGGGAGAGACAACCUGGACUCGUCCAAUAAGAAAUGCCCAUUUUCAUUGUCCAUUGCAAAACGCUUUAAAGUGUUUUGUCCCUAAUGAACACGACCCUGACUGUAGCUCUACCUGGCAUUGCUAAUGGAAUCAGUAUUUAAGCCAGUGGGUUUGUUUACUGUGUGGGAAUGUCUGGUCUGGGGAACGUGACAAUGUGUGCCAACUGGACCGAGUAACAGAUCGUUGACCCCACCGCUUAGGUCCAUUUCAUGCCAUGAAAGCAAAUAGACCUAAUGAGAAAAUAAAGUGUGUUGAUAUCUAGUGUUACAUUGAGUUCUCUGGGCUGUAGUUUAUGUUGAACCCACCCACUUCUUCACUGUGAGGUCCUGUGGAUAUUAUAUGCCAUAUCAGCUAAUAGUAUCAUAGUAAUUACCAAAUGAAAAUCUUUCAGCUGAGAAACAGAUUUUUCCAGGUCACUUGCUGUUUUUAAUAAACGCCUAUUAGAGUAAUGACUAAAGGGAAGUGGCACUCUGCUCUCUGCAUUGGCUUUAUAGUGCUGCUCUUUACUCACCUAGAUCUACACAAUGUUGCCAGCAGUCUGCUGAGCUUCAGCUCCACAUUAUGCCCAGUAGCCUCAUUCACUCACCCACAUACUGUACACUAGCUCCAUGGGCUCCCAGUGAGAAUAGCACAGAUAUAGCGCUGCGCUAUUAUUACACGAUAUGGCCACUGUGUGUGUGUGUGUGUGUGUGUGUGUGUGUCUGUGUGUGCAUGCAGCGUGUGUGUUCCCGUGUGUGUGUGUGAAUGUGUACGUGCCUGUGUGUGUGUGUGUGUGUGACAGUGGCUCUCUCACUCAAUGAUUAUGACAUUAAGGACUGUGUUUUUUCUCCAUCCACAGCUCCUCUCUCUCCUUCCUUUCUCUCUAUUCUCUCUGUUAGAGCACUUUAUUGCUCCUGUAGAGACCCCUGGCUCGGUGCUCAGGAGACCAUGUCCCCCCUCCCAGCCAAUCAAUUAGCACGCCAUAAAACCCCCUUCCUCCUUCAGAAAGAAAAACCCGUUACUGGUUGGUCCAUCUAGGAGCGCACCAAACAUUUUCCCGGACUUAGCGUUAAUUGCAAGUAACGCUACAUUGCAGAACACCCAAUACUAACUCCUCCAAGUGUUAAAUAUACACUGAGUAUACAAAACAUUAAGAACACCUGCUCUUUCCAUGACAUAGACUGACCAGGUGAAUCCAGUGAAAGCUAUGAUCCCUUAUUGAUGUCACUUGUUAAAUCCACUUCAAUCAGUGUAGAUGACGGGAAGGAGACAGGUUAAAUAAUGUUUUUUAAGCGUUGAGACAACUGAGACGUGUGUAUGUGUGCCAUACAGAGGGUGAAUGGGCAAGAAAAAAUAUUUAAGUGAACGGGUAGUAGGUGCCAGGCACACCGGUUUGUGUCAAGAACUGCAAUGAUGCAGGGUUUUUCAUGCUCAACAGUCAUAUUAAUUCUGGCCAGGAUAGGCUUGUUUGUGUGUGUUCUAGGCCCUGAUUAGGUUUUCUCUCUGUCCAUUCGGCCCAUAUUGCAUGGUCAAUUGUCUGUCUCCCCAAUUAGAGCCCAGACAUUGAUCCUCGCUGUCAGCCACAGUCAUGAGAUACAGUAUGUCAGGCCGGCUUAAGUGGUGAUCCACAAAUAGACAUACUGUAUCUACACACAGGUGAUGAUCUCUGCUAUGUAGGUCUAUUCGAUUUUCCGCACAGGCAGGACUGUAUUAGUGUUGUAUACUGUGUUACUGUGUUACAACAAGGGCAUCACUCUAUUAUCUACAGCUAUAUACAGCUAUCUCAGUAUCUGUGCUCUCCUGUUCUCUCCAGAGACUGGAGCAGAGUGGUGUGCUCAGAGCAUGUGCAGACCAGCUGGCUGGAGUGUUUACGGACAUAUUAAAUCUCUCCCUAUCCCAGUCUGUUGUCCCCAUUUGCUUCAAGAUGUCCACAAUUGUUCCUGUACCCAAGAAAGCGAAGAUAACUGAACUAAAUCACUAUCACUCACUUCUGUCAUCAUGAAGUGCUGUGAGAGGCUAGUUAAGGAACAUAUCACCUCCACCUUACCCAACACCCUAGACCCACUACAAUUUCCAUACCGCCACAACAGACCCACGGAUGACUCAAUCGCCAUCGCACUGCACACUGCCCUAUCCAUCUGGACAAGAGGAAUACCUAUGUAAGAAUGCUAUUCAUCGACUACAGCUCAGCCUUCAACACCAUAGUACCUUCCAAGCUCAUCACUGAGCUCGGGGCCCUGUGUCUGAACCCCUCCCUGUGCAACUGUGUCCUGGACUUCCUGACGAGCCGCCCCCAGGUGGUGAAGGUAGGCAACAAUACCUCCGCUACGCUGAUCCUCAACACGUGGGCCCCACAGGGGUGCAUUCUCAGCCCCCUCCUGUACUCCCUGUUCACCCAUGACUGUGUGGCCAUGCAAGUCUCCAACUCAAUCAUCAAGUUUACAGAUGACACAACUGUGGUAGGCCUGAUUACCAACAACGAUGAGACCGCCUACAGGGAGGAGGUGAGGGCCCUGGCUGCGUGGUGCCAGGAAAAUAACCUCUCACUCAAUGUCAACAAAAUGAAGGAGCUGAUCCUGGACUUCAGGAGACAGCAGAGAGAGCAUUCCCCAUCCACAUCGACGGAGCCGCAGUGGAGAGGGUGAAAAUCUUCAAGUUCCUUGGCGUGCACAUCACUGACAACCUGAAUGGUCCAUCCACACAGACAGUGUAGUGAAGAAGGUGCAACAGCGCCUCUUCAACCUCAGGAGGCUGAAGAAAUUUGGCUUAGCCCCUAAGAUCCUCACAAACUUCUACAGAUGCACCAUUGAGAGCAUCCUGUCGGGCUGUAUCAACGCCUUGUACGGCAAUUGCACUGUCCGCAACCGCAGGGUUCUCCAGAGGGUGGUGUGGUCAGCCCAACGCAUCCCUGAGGGCAUACUGCCUGCCCUCCAGGCCAAGAAGAUCAUCAAGGACCUCAGCCACCCGAGCCACCCAAGCCACGGCCUGUUCACUCCGCUACCAUCUAGAAGGCGGAGACAGUGCGGGUGCGUCAAAGCUGGGACCAAGAGACUGAAAAACAGCUUCUAUCUCCAGGCCAUCAGACUGUUAAAUAGUCAAUACUAGCCGGCCUCCGCCCAGUACCCUGCCCUGAACUUAGUCACUGUUACUAGCCGGCUACCACCCGGUACUCUACCCUGCACCUUAGAGACUGCUGCCCUAUGUACUUAGAGUCAUUGAACACUGGUCACUUUAAUAAUGUUUACAUACUGUUUUACCCACUUCAUAUGUAUAUACUGUAUGCUAGUCAAGGCUCAUCCUAUAUAACUAAUGCUGUACACACCCUUUCUAUUCAUAUACUUUCCAUAAUGUCUAUACACCCCAUCACAUACAUACACUGAGUGUACAAAACAUUAAGAACACCUUCCUAAUAUUAAGUUGCACCCCCUAAUGCCCUCAGAACAGCCUCAAUUCGUUGGGCCAUGGACUCUACAAGGUGUUGAAAGCAUUCCACAGGGAUGCUGGCCUAUGUUGACUCCAAUGCUUCCCACAGUUGUGUCAAGUUGACUGGAUGACCUUUGGGUGGUGGACCAUUCUUGAUACACACGGGAAACUGUUGUGCGUGAAAAAACCAGCAGUGUUGCAAUUCAACACAAACCGAUGCACCUGGCAUCUACUACCAUACCCCAUUCAAAGGCACUUAUAGUUUUUGUCUUGCCCAUUCACCCUCUGAAUGGCACACAUACACAAUCUGUCUCAAUUGUCUCGGCUUAAAAAAUCCUUCUUUAACCUGUCUCCUCCCCUUCAUCUACACUGAUUGAAAUGACAUCAAUAAGGGAUCAUAGCUUUCACCCGGAUUCACCUUGUCAGUCUGUGUUCUUAAUGUUUUGUAUACUCAGUGUAUAUAUUUAUAUUCCGGACUCUGACAUUGCUCAUUCUGAUAUCAAUUUAUUUGUUUAUGUGUAUUGUUUUGUAUUGUUAGGUAUUACUGCACUGUUGGAGCAAGAAACAUUUCGCUGCACCUGUGAUAAUAUCUACAAAAUAUGUUUACGCGACCAAUAACAUUUGAUUUGAUUCGUAUGUGUUAUGGCUUGGUAGAAAUAGAGUGUAGUAGUUGUGGGAAAUGUGACCCUCCUGUUAAAUGGGACGGGGCACCCCCCCCCCCCAUGGUGCUCCUCAGAAACCCAUUUGUCUCCCAAGCUCCAGAACGGUAGCAGCUAGCAUCUCUGUGCUUGGCCUGGCUCCUAGCCUCGGCGGGAAGGAGCCCUAAACAGAGACCCUGGGAGAAGAGAAAUGAAAAGCCUGAAUGAAAGAGACGACUCCUGCUACAAAGUUGAGCUGGAGUGUACAGUACAGCAGUAUAUGGAAACAGGAUGGAGGGCUGUAGCGGGGUGUGUGUGUGUGUGUGUGUGUGAUGAGGUGAUUUGAAGGAGUCAGGCGCAGGAGGGUAAAUCACAGAAUAACAGGAUUUAUUCUGAACCACAGAGUCACGCAGAAAUACGUCAAAACACUCCAGUGCGCAAAACAGCCACACUGGAAAAUACAAGGCAUACUGGGAAUAUUCCCGGCGAUACAAAAUACACGGCGCUCCACUGAGCUUCUCUCUCCUCCACAAUAAACAAUCACACACAAAGACAAGGGGGCAGAGGGAACACUUAUACAGGUACUGAUGAACCAGGUGUGUGUAAUAAACAAGACAAAACAAAUGGAAUGAUGAGAUGAGGAGCGGCAGUGGCUAGAAGGCCGGUGACGACGAAUGCCGAAGCCUGCCCGAACAAGGAGAGUCGUGACAGUACCACCCCCCCCCCCAACGUUCAGCUCCAGCAGCGCGCCGACACCGGCCACGGUGGAAAUCACGCAAUAGGGAGGGAUCGAGGAUAUCCCUCACCGGAACCCAGCACCGCUCCUCCGGACCGUACCCCUCCCACUCCACGAGGUACUGAAUGCCCCCCACCCGACGCUUCGAAUCCAGGAUGGAACGGACGGAGUAAGCUGGGGCCCCCUCGAUGUCCAGAGGGGGCGGAGGAACCUCCCGCACCUCAGACUCCUGGAGCGGACCACAUGGAACGAGGGGUUAAUACGGUAAUCUGGAGGGAGUAAUAACCUAUAUGUAACCUCGUUUAUCCUCCUCAGGACUUUGAACGGCCCCACAAACCGUGGGCUCAGCUUCUGGCAUGGCAGGCGUAGGGGUAUUUUCCGGGUCGAGAGCCAGACCCGAUCACCCGGUACCAAAACCGGAGCCUCACUGCAGUGGCGGUCAGCAUUGGCCUUCUGAUAACAUAAAACACAUUGAAAGGGCGAUAGGUUAGUGGAGGAGUGGUGGAGAGAGUUCUGGGCAUAUUCUGCCCAUGGCAAGAACACUGACCACUCCCCCGGCUGGUCCUGGCAGUAGGACCGCAGGAACCUACCCACAUCCUGAUUCACCCGUUCCACCUGCCCAUUACUCUCGGGGUGAAACCCAGAGGUCAGGCUGACCGAGACCCCCAAAAGUUCCAUGAACGGCUUCCAGACCCUGGAUGUAAACUGGGGACCCCGGUCAGACACUAUGUCCUCUGGCACCCCAUAGUGCCGGAAGACAGGAGUAAACAGGGCCUCCGCAGUCUGCAGGGCCAUGGGGAGACCGGGCAGAGGAAGGAGGUGGCAGGCUUUUGAAAAUCGGUCCACAACGACCAGGAUGGUGGUGUUACCCUGAGAGAGGGGAAGAUCAGUGAGAAAGUCAAUACACAGGUGGGACCAUGGCCGUUGUGGAACUGGUAAGGGCUGUAACUAACUCUGGGCACACACCGAGCAGGAGGAGACAUACACCCUCACGUCCUUAGCCAAGGUAGGCCACCAGUACUUUUUGGUCAGGCAGCGCACUGAAUGACCGAUACCUGGGUGACCAGAGGAGGGGGACGUGUGUGCCCAAUAGAUCAGCUGGUCACGGACAGGAGACGGCACGCACUGCAGCCCAGCUGGAAACUGAGGUGGAGAUGGCUCUGUGCGUAACGCCCGCUCUAUGUCCGCGUCCAUCGCCCAUACUACCGGCGCCACAAUACAGGAGGCCGGGAGUAUGAGGGUGUUGUCUAUGGGCCUCUCCUCUGUAUCGUACAGCCAUGACAGUGCGUCUGCCUUCACGUUGUACGUUCUUCGUACACGGGAUGUAUGAUAGUGUAAAAUCAAACCGGGUGAAGAAUAGGGCCCACCUGGCCUGGCGAGGGUUCAGCCUCCUCGCUGCCCGGAUGUACUCCAGGUUACGGUGGUCCGUCCAGACGAGGAAAGGGUGUUUCGCCGUAGUUCUGCUCCGCCGGGCUGAGCUUCUUGGAGAAGAAGGCACAGGGGCGGAGCUUGGGUGGCGUGCCCGAGCGUUGAGAUAGGACAGCGCCUAUCCCUACCUCGGACGCAUCCACCUCCACUACGAACGGUAGUGAUGGAUCGGGAUGGAAUGGAUAGGGGAACCAAUGUAAUGCCUAGACUAUGUGCAAAUGACCUGUCCAUAAAGUUCCCAGCUGCACCUGAAUCAACCAGCACUGGGGAACUACUGUGUAAUCAGGAAAGUGGAUGUGAAGGGUACAGUGCGCAGCAGAGGGCUCUGAACGAGUAUGGGUGUUCGACACCUGGGGUGACGCGAGAGUGCCCUGCCUGCCACGUCCAGACCCAAAAGAACGCUGACAACAGCGUGCAGGAGAAUGUCCUGUCGUGCCACGAGAGUGACACUGGCGCUGUCGUCCUCCGCUCUCCCAGAUCACCGCUCCACCCAGCUUCAUCAACUCCUGAUCCGGGUUGGGGGGGGUCGAUCCGGAAGUGGUCGAUGAGGGCCCGCUCGUUCCACCCGGACCCAGCCACUAGAGUCCGAAACUCCAGGGCGGAGUCCGAAACUCUAGGACGAAGUCCUGCGCGGUCCUCGUCCCCUGCCUCAGGUGGACCAGCCUCUCUACCUUCGGGCAGGUGAUCGAAGAUGGCCCGAAAGAGGCGAGCGAACUCCCCGUAGUUGUCCAACACGGCUCCUCCUUCACUCCAGACCACAUUGGCCAACUCCAGGGCUUUCCCCGAGAGGCAGGAGAUGAGGGCGGACCCCUUCUCCCGCUCCGAUGGAGCCGGCCGGAUAUAUGGAUCCCUCUGGGUGCUGGGGUGAGGGUGGCUGGAUCCGGUCGCUCAGCAGGUCCCGAAAGAUCCGGUCCUCUCCUCUUCAGGCGUUGGACAACCUGGAGAACCCGAUCCAUCGCUUCUCCCAAGCUGGUUAGCAUAUUCGAAUGCGCCCAGACCCGUGCCACGACUCAAGGCAUGUGCUCCUCUCCUGCUGACUCCAUGUUUGGGUGUGUGAUUCUGUGAUGAGGUGAUUUGAAGGAGUCAGGCGCAGGAUUUAUUCUGAACCACAGAGUUACGCAGAAAUGCGUCAAAACACUCCAGUGCGCAAAACAGGUGCACUGGAAAUACAAGGCAUACAGGGAAUAUUCCCGGCGAUACAAAAUACACGGAGUUCCACCAAGCUUCUCUCUCCUCCACAAUAAACAAUCACACACAAAGACAAGGGGGCAGAGGGAACACUUAUACAGGUACUGAUGAGGGGAUAUGAACAAGGUGUGUGUAAUAAACAAGACAAAACAAAUGGAAUGAUGAGAAAAGGAGCGGCAGUGGCUAGAAGGCCGGUGACGACGAACGCCGAAGCCUGCCCGAACAAGGAGAGGUGGCAGCUUCGGAGGAAGUCGUGACAGUGUGUGUGUGUGUGCUUUCAUGUGUAUAAGUGUGGGUGUGUCUGUCAUACCACAGGGAUACGGGCUCAUUUUCCGAGACUAGCCUACAGCGUGAUUGCUCAAAUUGGCCCCGCGCCCAGAGGAGUUUCUGUCAUUAUACUGCACAAAGCAUCAUAAGAUAAAGGAGCCCAUGUUUGGAGCUGUAUCCCGGCCUCCCUCAGCCUCCCUGUCUACAGGCUUUCAUGUAGUGGGCUCCACUGGGAUUUGAUGUGUGGCCCCACAUGCGGGGGAGGUUAGUGAUGCUAGCUUGGUGGGGAAAUAUGAGAUGGACACUUCAAAAGCAAUUCCCUUCUCAUUUCUCGGCACAAUGGAGAGGAAUCCUGGCCAUUCACAGGUCAUGGAAUGAGCGCAUGGGACUCGUCUCUUUCCUUUGUUUCCUCUAUCUCGCUUCUCCUUCACUAUCUAUCUCUCUUUGACUAUCUCUCUUUAUUUCACUGUUUUCUUUUCUGUCUAUGAAAACAAGCUAUAGUAUUGCUGUGGACUGUAAGCUAAAGCAGUAAAGCAAACAUUGUUGCUGUUUGUCAUCCACUGUAUCCAAGGACAAGAUCUCUCCCCUAAAGAUAAGCCUGUCUGAUGCAAAUUAACUUUGAGCUCGGAGGUAGUUUUAUAAAUGUUUUCCAACUUUCUGUGCAGAUACAGAUACAACAUUUGAAGUACAUGAUGAUGUAGGGUUUGAGCCGUGUGUCUGUGCGCACGCACCUGUGUGUGCCAGUGUGAGAUUGUGCGUGCGUGUGUGAAUGUGCCUGCGUACAAGCGUGCGUCCAUGUCUCCAUAUUACCCUGGUGUCGCCCUACGUGUUUUCACCUCUGCAUCCUCUCCUCAGGUGUGGUGUUCCACUACCGUGCCCCCCACGACCGCUACGCCCUGUCCUUCCCCGACGCCCAGCGGGUGUGUCUGGAGAACUCGGCUGUCAUCGCCACGCCCGCUCAGCUCCAGGCCACCUUCGCCGACGGGUAUGACAACUGUGAUGCCGGCUGGCUCUCUGACCAGAGCGUGAGGUAAGGGCAAAACGACUGGGCAUGAAGCUCGACUCAGCAAAAACACACCACAGCAUGGCCACUAUCCUUAUAGGUAGGCACGUGCGCAGAUAGGGCUCUACUUGUCCAGAGCACAUGCCCUUUUGCCCUUCCAGUCUCCAAAGUGCCCUUUGGGGUGGUGGUAUAAUCCAUCCCCCAAAAAUGUAUUUAAAUGUUUUGUCAUUGUUCGGAACGGAGAUUGCGCGCGUCCGGUAUCCAAACGUGCAUGGCUUGAGAGAUGCGGUCACCGGUCGAGUGUGUGUAGCUAGCUACCUAGUUUAAAUAUCAAAAAUAAUGCCACAACAGCAUAACAUUUGAUUAACAUUUGAUAACACUUGAUUUAGCCUACAUCAUCAUCAAUAUUCGGUCUGGUUGGCUGAGAGAGGCAGAGAGACAUAGAGAGGUAAAUCACAAUCAAUCAAAUAAAUCGAGCUAGCUAACUAGCAGAGUUACAUCAAUCAACACCAAUGAUCAGCUGAUACCCCACCCUCUUUUCCCGAUGUCAAUCAUGUCUUUAGGAGGCACUGCAACUAGCUUGCUUACAAUAGGUGAUGAUGAGUGAGUUUGUUGUUGCAGAAAUAAAUAGGCCUAUGCUCACAUACAGUAUAUACAUUUUUUCCACUACAGCGGCAUUUGUCAUGUUAUGAAUUUCAAGAUAUGAAUUAUGAAUGUUUUUUCAUAAUUCACUUUUUUCAUUUUGAGCACCUGUCCCCUGAAAGGUCGGUGCUUAUAGGGUUGUACAAAUUGUUUACUUAUGAUACUUACUUACGAUACACUGCAACAAUGUAAAGCAAUAUCUCUGACGAGUAAGUAUCAGAGGUAAUACAUCUUUAUGAAGAGUGGCAAAGUAUACGUUUACUUCAGACUAACUAAAAAUGACAGGGCUUUGAUAGGCAAUUAGAUAGCUUUCACAAAAUGUCUCUGUUGCCUCUGUGGCCCAGAUAAGGAACCAGGGAAUGAAAUUACCAACAGAAAGUAAGGUAUGCAAAGUAUUUUGACACCAAUGGUCCCCUCAUAAACUCCUGAAUCUCUCGUAUCAAAGGAUGUAAUUGCUUGUUUACAUCUCAGAGGCUAGCUCUGUCAUCACGCUCCGCCAUUUCAACCACAACUAUCCCUCGACUACCUUUUAAUGUUGAUGUUUGUGUUUCAGCUUGCCGCCUCCCGUUAUGUAUGUUGAUGACAGAUAGUCAGUGUGUGUAGUACAGUUAAGAUGUGGAUAUUUUGACACAUCUCUAUCUCAAACGUCUGCCCAAUAAUUGCACUGGAGAAGCAGCUUGCAUAUUUCUCCUCGACAGAGAACUGCAUCCUAUCCUCUCCUAUCCUCUCCUCCCCACCUGGCACACAUAUAAUUGGUCCAUCUCCAGAGCUACUUGGCUACACAUCAAUGAGGAGGCAAACGUGCAAUUAAUAAUGUAAAAAUAGAGACAUCAGCGACCAGGAUGGAAGGCUGAGAUGGGGGAUUUAGCUAUAACAUUGUCUGACGAAAACGGUUGCAAACCGAGCGCAUGCAGGAUUGUAGCUACUGAGUGUGUAAUAAGCCUUUCUUCCUUCCUGUUGUCCUCCAUAAGCCCCUGCAUGCCUCUAUACAUAAUCUCUUAAUCAGCAUUUAGGCUGUACCCUCAAUGCUGUUUGAAUCAAUGUACUUCAGAGUAAUUGCACAGUCGGAGUCCGGAUAUAGAUUGCCUAUUCGCCCCCCCAGCCGAGAGAUUUCUGGAGAAAUUCCUGAUUUUCUUUGGCUCCCCUCCUCCCCCUCCCUCUCUCGCUCUCCUCAGGUACCCUAUCCAGUCGCCCAGGCCGGGUUGCUAUGGCGACAGGCAGGACUCACCUGGAGUGCGCAACUACGGCAAUCAGGCCCCUGAAGAGCUGUUUGAUGUCUACUGCUUUGCCAAGCAACUACAAGGUAGGAGGGAGGCGUCAAUUAGGUUUUAGUCAUGCAUGACCCUGCAAAGCCCCAGGAGCAACGAUGCUGGAACCGCCUGACUUUUGUGCUGUAGCUGGGUGGUGAGUUAUACUGCCGUGGCCAGGAUCAGAGGAAACUUCUACAGGAGGAUCGAGUCCUAUUCACAGCAGGUGCCUUUAAAAUUGGGCACUUGGGAACCUGGGUAAUUUGUUACUGUGCAGAGCCAGACGUUUCAGUUAAUAAUGCUACUGUGAUACUGUAGCAGGAAGUAUAUGAGGUAAUUUUAUGAGAAGUGUCAUUCUUGAUACCUUGCAUAUGACUGGGCUAUCUAGCUUCACAGGAUGGAUGUCCAGUGGUUCUGAGUAUUCUAUGGUUCUUCUGUGAAAUUGCUUUAUUGACCUGUUCAAUCUUGUCUGUCAUCACUUCUCAUAUUACAUUCAACAUCUCUCUAUUCAUCUCAUACUUUAUUGUAAUUAUAUCUCCCCUUCUUCUUCAUAUGGUACUCCCAUCCUCCCCCAUUGCUCCCGUACCACUCCACCUCCCACACCUAUCUCUCUUUCCCCCCACACUACCUCAUUAUACCUCCAUCUCUCCAUCUCCAUCCUCCUCUCCCAGGUGAGGUGUUCCACUCGUCUGUACCAGAGAAGCUGAGCCUGGCCACAGCCUCUACCCACUGCCACUCUCUAAGUGCCCAGCUGGCCACGGCAGGGCAGCUCUACCUAGCCUGGCAGGCCGGCCUGGACCAGUGUGACCCAGGCUGGCUGGCCGAUGGCAGCGUGCGCUACCCCAUAAACCUUCCCCGGCGCAACUGUGGUGGGGAUGAUCCAGGGGUGCGCACUGUCUACCACAACCCCAACCGCACCGGUUUCCCAGUAACCACCACCCGCUUCGACGCCUACUGCUACCGAGGUAACGGCAGGGUCACCAUCACCAUGGCAACCGUCCUGUUUAAUUCCCAUUAAUUAGUGCGUGUUGUUUGUCUCAUGCAUGAAUUAAUACAGAGGGGAUUCAGUGACAUUUUGGUCCCUUCUGGGAUCUGAAAUCUUCUACUGUAGCAACCAGCCAGUGUCUGGUAUCAGCAUCUGCAAGCUCUCAAUACAGACUUAGAGAGACCCAGCAGUGAUCUGUACACUGGCUAUAGCCUCAAUGUCCUUGCAGUGUCAUUCUAUAGUGUUUAUAAUGUUACUGGACCGCUGGUGAUUUGUCUUAGUUUCAAGUUCACUUUGGAAUGACUGUACACUCCUGUGUGCUGUGUGCUUGGAUUUGAUUGUGUUUGUGCAGCGUGUGAUCUGCAUUAGGCUGCAUUUCCUCCUCGGCGUGACAUGGAGGAUGAUUGACAGGGACUAAAUUGAUACAGACGUAAUUAAGUUUUAUCUUAGAUUUUGCCCUAAAAUAAAGUAACCCAAGGAGAGAGGAGGAACAUGUCUACAUGUAUUAUUUAUAAUUUAUUAUUGAAAGCAAAAUCAAAAACAGAGGUCAUCAACAUAUAAGAAUAUGGAUGAGUCACAGCUUAUUGCAAAUAUUAUUAUUUAAAACCCAUGCCUUAUUGCCAGGAAAGCAAAUAAGAAUGCUAAUAUAUUUUUGAUAUAAUUACAGAACGUGAAGCAGGAGUCCAGGCAGCCCAGUCAGUGGGGUUCCUCCAAUACAGAGAGCCAGAGAACAACUCCUCAGACACUGAGCCCCAGCGCUCUGACCCCUUCCCCCAACUCUCCACCUGGACUGGCAUCGUGGACCUGGACAAGGAGGGAAUCAGCUCCAUCGCUGGAGGCAAUGUGUCAUCUGAGAUCUCAGAGGAGCACGUGGUAAUCCUCCUCCAGCCAGGGGAGAGUACCCAGCGCUGGGGAGAGGAGAACCAGGAGACCCAGGACCGAUCCAAGACUGGAGCCCCUCAGGACGCCUCCUCCAGCCCUAAGACUAAGACCAGUACCCUGGGUCUGUCUGCUCUGGAGAGUCUGGAGACCCACGGAGGUUCUGCCCAGGAGGAGGUGGAGGAUGAGGGGGACGAGGAGGGGCGUUUCGGGACAUCGGACUCCCCUCUGUCCUCCCAGACCUCUCCAACGCUCCAGGCCCAGACUACCAAUAGCGUUCUCCACAGCUUCGUCAACAACCUGAUGAAGCCCUUCAAGUAUUGGACGGGCUCUAUGGAGACCGACACGGAGGCCCCUCCCCCAGCCACACCUGCCUCACUGCCCGAGGGGACAGAAGCAGAGGAGGACCAGGCACCCCCAGGGUCGGCUAAGGUCAACCCCACUGAAGGGAGGCCCAAGCUCGGCAGCAAAGGAAGUAAGGACAAUGCCAUCAUGGAGCAUCGGAGCGGAGGCCCCUCACUCAAGACAUCCACCGGUGGGCUCACCAGCUCAGAGGAGGGUCUGUCUGAGCAGGAGAAAGAGGUGGUCCCCUUAGUCCCACUUGGCCCUGUGACCCUGUACACAGCCACCCAGCCAGGGAGGAAGGAUCCAAGCACAUCCCUAACCAACCCUUCAGCCUCUUCCUCUAAUGGUAAGAGCCACCUGCAAUCCAUCCAUCAGAGAGGCUAUGUGGGUUGGCUGAGUACACCCUGUCUCUUUAUAAUGUAG